AUGGGGCAGGCGUGCUUUGAGUCAAGCGUGCUGCUGGUGUUUGGGACGGGCGACAGCUCAGGCCACACCCCCCUCGGUGGUCAGACGAAGCUCACUCUAACCCCCUCUCCAAUUGUUUCAAGAUGAGUUUGGUUCGCUUGUCCCUUCUUGAGAGCCAAUACAAGCCAGACAUCCUUUCUACUGCUGGGGGGAUGAAUGGAAAUGAUCUGCACUGGCAAGUGUAAACAAAUACUGCAGCUCUUUUCAAGGUGCGCACAAAUACACACAUAUGCACGCACACACACAAACACACACUCGUGCUCUCUCUCUCUCUGUCUCUCUCUCACGCACGCACUUUGAUCUUCUGCUGUUAUCCUCUAUGCAGCGCGAAGACUACUUCCCCUCCUUGCCGCUGUGUCCAGUCCAAAGACGUCUACAUCACAGGGCAGACACAUCCAAUAGUGUCCCUAAAAUACAAUACCCUAAAAUACCUCAAUGUCUAUUUUCAUUUCAGAAAAUAUUAAGUAGGUCAUAGUUGCAUAAGCUUUCAUAAAAUUAUAUUUAAUCUGUGGAGAUACCAUGGUUAUUUUAUGCCCUAUAUAUUAUAAUAUAUCACAUUUGUAUUUAUGGAGCUACAAAUACAUAUUCAUAAAUGUAGGAAUGUGAAUUGUAGUAUUUAGGGGAUAAAGGAAACAGUGCCUUGGAUACUAUUUUUAUUAAAAUACCUCUGUUUUAUAAUUUCAACAAAGCUUUGAAAUACAUUUUGUUCCUUAAAUAUUAAAGGUGAAUUCGGGGUGAUUAAGAAUGAGUUAUCAUGCUCCUUUUCCUCUUCUCAAGACAUUUCCACCAUCUUGAUUUCAUUUCCAAGAAUUCAAAAACAUACAUAUAGUUGGACAUUUUUCAUUAUAUUUUAGUUUCUUUGUCCCCCAAUAUAUGUUAUUAAUAUAAGUUAUUGCACUGAUUUAAAUCCAUAAUUUUUUAUUCCUGUAAUAUUUUAAAUGUUUAUGAAUACCUUCAUGCCCCUGCCUAUUUAAUCACCUAUGGAACUCUAGAUGGCAGUAUUCAGCUUCCAGCUGUACGGCUUCAUAAGGGGUUUAUUAAAGCAGCAAUCAGCAGUUUAAACAAUAACAAAGCUAACGCCCCACCUCUGUUUUGGAAAAAACCUGAGGGAUAGGGCUGGAGAAAUGUAACCACUUUCAAUUUCAUUGACAGCUAUGGAUGCAAGGACUGACCAUCCAUGAUAUACAAAUGAUAGUUUUAACUAUGUUUUGAGGCUAUAUAGUGUUUAUUUACAUUUACUUUGUUUACAAACAUUGGAGGGAAACAAGCUUAUGUUUUGGGUUCUGAUGGGGUACGACAGUUGAAAUAAGCUCAUGAGCCAUGUGUUAUAUUCUUCAAGAAUCAAUGGGUACUUUUCUUUAAGUCCAAAAAUGGAUGAACCAACUGCAUAUUGUCCCUUUAAAUAAGAAUUACAAUGAUCCAUGGGAUCUGUCUGUCUCCAUCCAUAACCAUGGCAAAACUAAGUUAGGUUAAUUAUUAUAUGACAUUUUUUUACAUUACAAUUUCACAGAAUAAGCACCAUAUUAGGAAUGUACAGGUCUGGUAUAUGGGCCAGUUGAAAACAAGCACCAGCAUUUAGUCAUUUAUCAUCAGGCUGGGAUAGCAGCAAUCGUGUGUGUGUGUGUGUGUGGUGUUAGCCUUGGACAAGCAUGUGUACAAGCCAUUCAAAGCGGGUCAAGGCAGGUUACUUUUUGUGAAGUGUUGGUCUGGUAAGUCCCAGGACCUUUAACAUGCUCUGGACUGCUCCCACUCCCAGCUCAAGUUUCUCUGUCGGAAUUAGCCAUUAUAAACGCGACAAAGGAAUAAAACAGUAAUUGAGAAGGCGGCGAAACCGGAGCCCCAUUUAACCGGCUGACCAGCUGGAUCACCGCUCUCCCUUUUUGCCUUCGUGUUGCAAUAACAGUCCAUUCUGGUGGCUGUUGAACUGCGCCGAUACCCCUGAGUGUUUGAGGCCAUAUCGGAGUUUGAGAAAGCCAGGCUUUGUUUACACUAAUGUAGGCAUAAUAAGGCAGGCUAGUCUUACUGAGAGAGAUUAAUCACGACCGUGCAUUUGAGUGUCUGCAGAGUAUUUAAACACAAACAGAAUGGGAGUCGAGAACGAGCACUGAUUCAUUGAUCCAUUAAUACGUAUAUUAUUAUAGGGCUCUCUCUGCUCUAUCCAAUGCCCUUAAGGCUCUACUCAGCUUACUGUGUCAGACAGCUAUGUGGGGGGAAUUUGUACUUUUUCUCUUAUGACUGAACCGUCCAAAAUCCACCCAUCGUAUGUGCUUUAAGGUUAAUAAUCAGGAUCAUUAAAGUGUGAAUACAUCAAAGUCGAUUUAAACCAAAUGGUUGAUUCACGUGGGGCUAAUCGCACGCAGAACGCCCGUCCACGGAGCUACAUUUUACAUGUGCCUAUAGAAACAUUGGCAGGUUACUUAUGCAUCAAAGACACGUAUCCAGGUGCAAAAAAAAAAAGAGAGAGAGACAUUUUCCCGGGGUAUGUAACUGAUUCACUAUGUACCUAGCUGACAUUCACUCUGAUCCCAACCUUUAAAUUGGAAGAAUUGAAAUCGACCGGGGAAAAAAAUAUAAAUAAAACGAUGAUAUAAACAUGUAUGUUUUGUUUGUUCUCGUUUGCUCUCUCACUCUCUUGCAGUGGGAUUGAUAUAUUUACAGUUGUCAAUGUGAAUUUGGGAAAAACUCAAGGUUAAAACGUAUAAUCUUUUCGUUUUUAUUGAAUGCCUCUCGGAACACGUGCUCUUUAAGCCCCUGCCUGAGACACUUAAGGAAAUCAGAGCAGGAUUUUAGAGGCUACGGGGGUUCAUUAGGCGCAGACUGGCCUGACUAUCACCGAGCAAGAGAAGAAGGCGAGAGAGAGAAGGGGAAGGAGAGAAGGAGAUUGAAAGGGUUGAGAGAGAUGGAAGGAGUGAAGGGGAGAAAGAGAGAGUAGGGAGUGAAGGAGAGAGAUGGGGAGAAAGAAAAGGAGAGCAGUAGAGAGAGAGAGAGAGAUAGAAGGAAAUAAGGAGAGAAAAGAGACAGAAAGUGAUGGAGAUCAACAGAGAGCGAGAGAAAGAAAGAGAAAGAGCGAGUCUGUUAUGCUGCCGGUCUCCCAGUGACAGAUUGACACCACAAAUCACACUGAAAAAUUAGACAAGCCAAGAAAAAACGCAGCCGGGAUUACCAAUGGCAACUGCACUACCCAUUCAGCACACAGUACAGUACAUACCCCCAUGCUCUCUUUGUGUGUGUCAUACACUAUGUGAGGGGCAUAUAAAUGAAAAGCACACUCUUCUCCCUUUCUCUUUCCCUUUCUAUUAUGUUCUCUCUUCUGAAGGUGGGACAUGAGGCUAAAAUCUCUCAGGCACUGGGAUAAACAUACUUCACUGAGCGAGAGAGAACACUGGGAUAGGAGAAGCUAAAUGGCUGACACUGUAAAUCUAAGGCACCUCCUGCAUUGUCAGACCUUGAUGAGUGCUCUUUGUUGGUUUUUGUUUGGUUAUCUGCGGGGCAGGCAAGGUUACUAGCUCUUUGCGGCUACUGUAACCCAGUGUGUGUGUGUGUGUGUGUGUGUGUGUGUGUACAUGCUUGUGUCAAGGUACAGCUUUCCGAUGGUACUGUUGCCAGUCUGUGCUCAAAGGGCCCAGGGACAAUGGGGGCAACAGGACCUGGUAGGGUUACGGCCGCUACAGUAAAUUCAUUGAUUUAGCGCACUGUUGCCAACCCUAGCGCCACUACGCUCAGUGGUGCAUGGAGCCUAGGUUGUGAUGUAAAUAUGAUCUUACAGCAGCGCUCCCUAAGCCCUGGCACACAUCAGCGAGCACCUUUGUGCUGGGGAUUAGCGAUUGGCCGUCCAGGAGAGAAACGCAGAGCCUUGGUACCUAGGGAGCAUUUGCAGUGUUUCUGUCUUGGGGCCAUUUGCUGACGCAAAUACAGUGUGUAGAUUGAGCUUACUACAGGAAAUAGAACUGACUUAGUGUGUGCACCUGGAGGUUUCCCUUCUUGUUUGUGUAAAUGUAGUGUUAUUUAAAUAUAUAUGUGUGUGUGUGUGUGCCUAUGUGUGUUUUCACAACCUAAUGCUAAGCUAAUUACACCAAAUGGUGGCAGUGCUGUGUGUAUGAAAAGGUAAAGAGGUGGCGCGAAUGUGUCACCGGGGGAGUAGUGUUAUCUCGUUGUGGCGCUCAAGGACUGAAACCUGAUCCCGCCGUUAGCGCUGGCUGCGCCGCCGUCAUUUGAACUCCCUUUUAGGCAGAAUUCAAUCAGUGUUCUCUCCUUGAUAUGCUGGCCCCUUUUUUUUUGCUGCUCACAAUUCCCCCACCAUCUGGGGAUGAGAACGCCGAAAAUAAUAGAUUUUGUGAUGUCCGGUAUAACGCUUAAUAUCUGAAUCCGUUGUCCCGACUGACUGACAACGUUUUUACCCUUUUGCCUUUUUGAAAGAAAGGAGGCCAUUCUUAAAUUUUGCAAGAAUGAAAACGAAUUAUAUAGGGCUUUUGCAUGGAGCCACUGUGAGUGAAUCCUCUGAACGUUUUAUCCCAUUCAUAUGGCUUGUGCUGCUUGUACUGAGCUACUGUACUGUGUUAUUGGGCUUGUUCGACAUUGUAGUCGACAUUGCCCACCGACUGAUCUACAAAUCACCUAGCAUCAUAAAUAACUAUUCCUUAUUAUUUGUAGAUCAGUCAGUCAGGCACAAUUUACUCACAAUGCUGUACAGGUUUGAUGCUCUCAAACACGGAGAAAUAAGAGCCUGUUUGUAUUGGCUGGCAGUGCCAUCGUCCCAUAGGACACAGGGGGCAGUAGCACGCCACGGACCGAGCUCCCGGUCACUGUCAUUGGCUCACAGAGACGGGGUCACAUAUCUGGUGACAGCUGCCCCCCCCCCCCCCCCCCCCCCCCACUGCCCACCAGACAGGAUGUGGGCCCAGGUCAAAGGUCACAGGACCAGGCUCUAAAGUGUCCUCCAACCAAUAAACACUAACCCCCCUCCCUAACAUACACUCACGCGUGCGCACACACGUCCCCCUCCCUCCUCUCACUAAUCUCCCUAAAGUGCACAAGCAAAGACCACAUUGGAAAUAAGUGUUCAAUAAUGUUGCUUAAUCCAUUCUUAUAAUCAUAAGUAACACAACAUAAAGAGAGACAUUACAAUGCUUUCAUGUUUUAUCCUCUGGGCUUUGUACUUCGCAACUGUACAAUGUCUUAAGACAAUAAAUAAAUCAAAUCAAUUCAAAAGUGUUUUUUAAAAUUGUUUUUCACUGUUGAAAAUUUUUUUAUUUUAAUAAUUUCUCCUGCAGAUCAAUCGAGCGCCGAGCUUCGGGACCGAUCAAAAGAUUGAUUACGACGUGAAGAAAGGGGUCUUGCUCAACGCACUGAAACUUCUCAACAUCAGGUAGGCCUAUAGAUGCGGUGUAUCAGCAACACUUCUACAAUAUCAUCAUCCGCACGGCCUCCCGAGGCCCAUUAUGAGUUCAUCAAAAAGCAUACGCUGAACUUUUGCAUGGCCAAGGCUUUUGAAUGUUUUAGAUUUGUAUUGAUUCUCUUUAUUUCACCACAAACAUUUUCAAUUCUUUGAUGUGCGCACUAUCUACCCCUCUUGUUAUUAGUUUUAGAGCGAUUUCAUUAGAGAUACGGAGUGCGUUGUUUACUAGGCUUCUGUAUUUUGUUUUAACAACUGCUAAUGCUGCAGUCCUUGUAAAAGUGGGUUACGUGCUGGAUUGUUGGAUGGCGAAAAAAAAGAGUUACAAAGCUUAGGCCCUCUUCAUUGCUCCAUGCUCUUUGUGCAUUGUUCAAUCGGUCGUUAUGUGUUACUUACAGUAUGCUUUAUGGUGUACUGUAUAUGUGUGUGUGUGUGUGUGUGUGUGUGUGUGUGUGUGUGUGUGUGUGUGCAGAGUUUCCACUAUAUUCCUUUAGCAGCGGUGGCCCACCCCUACUAAAUUAUUGCCACCGCUGCAAAGAAUAUGAUGUAAUAUAUACAGUUGAAGUCGGAGGUUUACAUACACUUAGGUUGGAGUCAUUAAAACUCGUUUUUCAACCACUCCACAAAUUUCUUGUUAACAAACUAUAGUUUUGGCAAGUCAGUUAGGACAUCUACAUUGUGCAUGACACAAGUAAUUUUUCCAACAAUUGUUUACAGACAGAUUAUUUCACUUAUAAUUUACUGUAUCACAAUUCCAGUGGGUCAGAAGUUUACAUACACUAAGUUGACUGUGCCUUUAAACAGCUUGGAAAAUUCCAGAAAAUUAUGUCAUGUCUUUAGAAGCUUCUGAUAGGCUAAUUGACAUCAUUUGAGUCAAUUGGAGGUGUACCUGUGGAUGUAUUUCAAGACCUACCUUCAAACUCAGUGCCUCUUUGCGUGACAUCAUGGGAAAAUCAAAAGAAAUCAGCCAAGACCUCAGAAAAAAAGAUUGUAGACCUCCACAAGUCUGGUUCAUCCUUGGGAGCAAUUUCCAAAUGCCUGAAGGUACCAUGUUCAUCUGCACAAACAAUAGUACGCAAGUAUAAACACCAUGGGACCACGCAGCCAUCAUACCGAUCAGGAAGGAGACUCGUUCUGUCUCCUAAACGUACUUUGGUGCGAAAAGUGCAAAUCAAUCCCAGAACAACAGCAAAGGACCUUGUGAAGAUGCUGGAGGAAACAGGUACAAAACAGGUACAAAAGUAUCUAUAUAUCCACAGUAAAACGAGUCGUAUAUCGACAUAACCUGAAAGUCGGCUCAGCAAGGAAGAAGACACUGCUCCAAAACUGCCAUAAAAAAGCCAGACUAAGGUUUGCAACUGCACAUGGGGACAAAGAUUGUACUUUUUGGAGAAAUGUCCUCUGGUCUGAUGAAACAAAAAUAGAACUCUUUGGCCAUAAUGACCAUCGUUAUGUUUGGAGGAAAAAGGGGGAGCUUGCAAGCCGAAGAACACCAUCACAACCGUGAAGCACGGGGGUGGCAGCAUCAUGCUGUGGGGGUGCUUUGCUGUAGGAGGGACUGGUGCACUUCACAAAAUAGAUAUCAUCAUGAGGAAGGAAAAUUAUGUGGAUAUAUUGAAGCAACAUCUCAAGACAUCAGUCAGGAAGUUAAAGCUUGGUCGCAAAUGGGUCUUCCAAAUGGACAAUGAACCCAAGCAUACUUCCAAAGUUGGGUGAAUUUUGGCCCAUUCCUCCUGACAGAGCUGGUGUAACUGAGUCAGGCCAUUUGGCUUAAGGACAACAAAGUCAAUGUAUUGGAGUGGCCAUCACAAAGCCCUGACCUCAAUCCUAUAGAAAAUGUGUGGGCAGAACUGAAAAAGCGUGUGCGAGCAAGGAGGCCUACAAACCUGACUCAGUUACACCAGCUCUGUCAGGAGGAAUGGGCCAAAAUUCACCCAACUUAUUGUGGGAAGCUUGUGGAAGGCUACCCAAAAUGUUUGACCCAAGUUAAACAAUUUAAGGGCAAUGCUACCAAAUACUAAUUGAGUGUAUGUAAACUUCUGAUCCACCUGGGAAUGUGAUGAAAUAAAUAAAAGCUGAAAUAAAUCAUUCUCUCUACUAUUAUUCUGACAUUUCACAUUCUUAAAAUAAAGUGGUGAUCCUAACUGACCUAAAACAGGGAAUAUUUACUAGGAUUAAAUGUCAGGAAUUGUGAAAAACUGAGUUGAAAUGUAUUUGGCUAAGGUGUAUGUAAACUUCCGACUUCAACUGUAUAUAUUUGUAUGUACAGUGGGGAGAACAAGUAUUUGAUACACUGCCGAUUUUGCAGGUUUUCCUACUUACAAAGCAUGUAGAGGUCUGUAAUUUUUAUCAUAGGUACACUUCAACUGUGAGAGACGGAAUCUAAAACAAAAAUCCAGAAAAUCACAUUGUAUGAUUUUUAAGUAAUUAAUUUGCAUUUUAUUGCAUGACAUAAGUAUUUGAUACAUCAGAAAAGCAGAACUUAAUAUUUGGUACAGACACCUUUGUUCUAAUUACAGAGAUCAUACGUUUCCUGUAGGUCUUGACCAGGUUUGCACACACUGCAGCAGGGAUUUUGGCCCACUCCUCCAUACAGACCUUCUCCAGAUCCUUCAGGUUUCGGGGCUGUCGCUGGGCAAUACGGACUUUCAGCUCCCUCCAAAGAUGUUCUAUUGGGUUCAGGUCUGGAGACUGGCUAGGCCACUCCAGGACCUUGAGAUGCUUCUUACGGAGCUUCUCCUUAGUUGCCUUGGCUGUGUGUUUCGGGUCGUUGUCAUGCUGGAAGACCCAGCCACGACCCAUCUUCAAUGCUCUUACUGAGGGAAGGAGGUUGAUGGCCAAGAUCUCGCGAUACAUGGCCCCAUCCAUCCUCCCCUCAAUAUGGUGCAGUCGUCCUGUCCCCUUUGCAGAAAAGCAACCCAAAGAAUGAUGUUUCCACCUCCAUGAUUCACGGUUGGGAUGGUGUUCUUGGGGUUGUACUCAUGCUUCUUCUUCCUCCAAACACGGCGAGUGGAGUUUAGACCAAAAAACUAUAUUUUUGUCUCAUCAGACCACAUGACCUUCUCCCAUUCCUUUUCUGGAUCAUGCAGAUGGUCAUUGGCAAACUUCAGACGGGCCUGGACACGCGCUGGCUUGAGCAGGAGGACCUUGCGUGCGCUGCAGGAUUUUAAUCCAUGACGGCGUGGUGUGUUACUAAUGGUUUUCUUUGAGACUGUGGUCCCAGCUCUCUUCAGGUCAUUGACCAGGUCCUGCCGUGUAGUUCUGGGCUGAUCCCUCACCUUCCUCAUGAUCAUUGAUGCCCCACGAGGUGAGAUCUUGCAUGGAGCCCCAGACCGAGGGUGUUGACCGUCAUCUUGAACUUCUUCCAUUUUCUAAUAAUUGCGCCAACAGUUGUUGCCUUCUCACCAAGCUGCUUGCCUAUUGUCCUGUAGCCCAUCCCAGCCUUGUGCAGGUCUACAAUUGUAUCCCUGAUGUCCUUACACAGCUCUCUGGUCUUGGCCAUUGUGGAGAGGUUGGAGUCUGUUUGAUUGAGUGUGUGGACAGGUGUCUUUUAUACAGGUAACGAGUUCAAACAGGUGCAGUUAAUACAGGUAAUGAGUGGAGAACAGGAGGGCUUCUUAAAGAAAAACUAACAGGUCUGUGAGAGCCGGAAUUCUUACUGGUUGGUAGGUGAUCAAAUACUUAUGUCAUGCAAUAAAAUGCAAAUAAAUUACUUUAAAAUCAUACAAUGUGAUGUUCUGGAUUUUUGUUUUAGAUUCCGGCUCUCACAGUUGAAGUGUACCUAUGAUAAAAAUUACAGACCUCUACAUGCUUUGUAAGUUGGAAAACCUGCAAAAUCGGCAGUGUAUCAAAUACUUGUUCUCCCCACUGUAUAUUUCUUCCGAGAUACGCUUUUAAAUGGAUUGUCUUUGGCUCAAUGACUGGAAGUAUAUGGGAACAGCUAGCAUGUCAUUGCACCUGCGUGUGUGCUCAUGCUAUAUGCACUAUUUAUUGUAAGUGUGUACGAUAUGUUAUACUCUAUGUAGUGUGUAUCAAAUAAAAUAAAUAAAUUGUAUUGGUCACGUACAGAUAUUUUGUUGAUGUUAUCGUGGGUGUAGAGAAAUGCUUAUGUUUCUAGCUCUAACAGUGCAGUAAAACAAAACAAUACACACAAAUCCCCAAAAUAAAGUAAUAUAGAAAUAGUAGAACGUCAGAGUCCGGAAUAUAAAUGUAUAUGAUGGUGUGUAUAGAAAUUAUGGACAGUAUAUGAAUAGAAAAGGUGUGUACAGCAGUAGUUUUAUAUAGGAUGAGCCUUGACUAGAAUACAGUAUACAGUGGGGAGAACAAGUAUUUGAUACACUGCCGAUUUUGCAGGUUUUCCUACUUACAAAGCAUGUAGAGGUCUGUAAUUUUUAUCAUAGGUACACUUCAACUGUGAGAGACGGAAUCUAAAACAGAAAUCUAGAAAAUCACAUUGCAUGAUUUUUAAGUAAUUAAUUUGCAUUUUAUUGCAUGACAUAAGUAUUUGAUCACCUACCAACCAGUAAGAAUUCCGGCUCUCACAGACCUGUUAGUUUUUCUUUAAGAAGCCCUCCUGUUCUCCACUCAUUACCUGUAUUAACUGCACCUGUUUGAACUCGUUACCUGUAUAAAAGACACCUGUCCACACACUCAAUCAAACAUUCUCCAACCUCUCCACAAUGGCCAAGACCAGAGAGCUGUGUAAGGACAUCAGGGAUACAAUUGUAGACCUGCACAAGGCUGGGAUGGGCUACAGGACAAUAGGCAAGCAGCUUGGUGAGAAGGCAACAACUGUUGGCGCAAUUAUUAGAAAAUGGAAGAAGUUCAAGAUGACGGUCAACACCCUCGGUCUGGGGCUCCAUGCAAGAUCUCACCUCGUGGGGCAUCAAUGAUCAUGAGGAAGGUGAGGGAUCAGCCCAGAACUACACGGCAGGACCUGGUCAAUGACCUGAAGAGAGCUGGGACCACAGUCUCAAAGAAAACCAUUAGUAACACACCACGCCGUCAUGGAUUAAAAUCCUGCAGUGCACGCAAGGUCCCUCUGCUCAAGCCAGCGCAUGUCCAGGCCCGUCUGAAGUUUGCCAAUGACCAUCUGGAUGAUCCAGAGGAGGAAUGGGAGAAGGUCAUGUUGUCUGAUGAAACAAAAAUAUAGCUUUUUGGUCUAAACUCCACUCGCCGUGUUUGGAGGAAGAAGAAGGAUGAGUACAACCCCAAGAACACCAUCCCAACCGUGAAGCAUGGAGGUGGAAACAUCAUUCUUUGGGGAUGCUUUUCUGCAAAGGGGACAGGACGACUGCACCGUAUUGAGGGGAGGAUGGAUGGGGCCAUAUAUCGCGAGAUCUUGGCCAACAACCUCCUUCCCUCAGUAAGAGCAUUGAAGAUGGGUCGUGGCUGGGUCUUCCAGCAUGACAACGACCUGAAACACACAGCCAGGGCAACUAAGGAGUGGCUCCGUAAGAAGCAUCUCAAGGUCCUGGAGUGGCCUAGCCAGUCUCCAGACCUGAACCCAAUAGAAAAUCUUUGGAGGGAGCUGAAAGUCCGUAUUGCCCAGCGACAGCCCCGAAACCUGAAGGAUCUGGAGAAGGUCUGUAUGGAGGAGUGGGCCAAAAUCCCUGCUGCAGUGUGUGCAAACCUGGUCAAGACCUACAGGAAACGUAUGAUCUCUGUAAUUGCAAAGCAGAACUUAUAUUGUACCAAAUAUUAAGUUCUGCUUUUCUGAUGUAUCAAAUACUUAUGUCAUGCAAUAAAAUGCAAAUUAAUUACUUAAAAAUCAUACAAUGUGAAUUUCUGGAUUUUUGUUUUAGAUUUUGUCUCUUACAGUUGAAGUGUACCUAUGAUAAAAAUUACAGACCUCUACAUGCUUUGUAAGUAGGAAAACCUGCAAAAUCGGCAGUGUAUCAAAUACUUGUUCUCCCCACUGUAUACAUAUGAAGUGGUUAAAACAGUAUGUAAACAUUAUUAAAGUGACCAGUGUUCAAUGACUAUGUACAUAGGGCAGCAGUCUCUAAGGUGCAGGGUUGAGAUCCGGGUGGUAGCCGGCUAGUAACAGUGACUAAAGUUCAGGGCAGGUUACUGGGCGGAGGCCGGUUAGUGGUCACAAUAAGUGUAUGUAUACGUGUCUGUGUGUGGGUACCUGUUUGUGUGUGUGCAUGUGUGCCCGCGUGCAUGUGUGCCUGUGUGUGCGCAUGCGCAUGUGUUUGUGUACACGUUUGCGUGUGUGAUUGUAUCCAUACUGACUAGUUGUGGCCGUGCUGUCCCCAGGCUGCCCUGAGUCUCUACACUGAUUGAUCAUCCCAGACCUGACCUCCAGCUCUCUGCUCUCUCUAUGCCUCUCCAUCACACGGCUAAAUAUAGUCCCCAUACACUCCCCACAAACAACAACGAAUGCCACUACAUUAGGACUUACACACUGGAGUGGAUCAAAUACACCCCUACAAUAGAUCUGUUUGGCAGCACUGUGUAACAGUGAUACAUUGUGAUACACUGAAUGCAGCUCUAUCCCAGUGCAGUACAAUAUAAAUACCUUAUCAGAAGAAUUGGAAAAGAUCUGCUUGGCAGCACUGUGUAACAGUGAUACACUGAACGCAGCUCUAGGUCAUCCCAGUACAGUAUAGUAAAUCAUUAGAAGAAAAAGCAUUUUGGAACAGCUCUAACGCAGUACAGUACAAUUAAUCCCUUAUCAGAAGAAUUUGUUUCAUUGCUGAUGUUUACGGCGUUCAGAAAGACUAAAAGGGGAGAUUAGAUUAUUUCCCAACAAAUAAAUCUUGGCAUGAUGAAAGAACAUUGAAACAACGUCUGGCACCAGACAAACUGCGUAUGUUCACUGAGUGAAAGAAACAUUGUUACAUUUCCUUAAAUAAGAAUACCUUACCAUUCUAAGGAGUGGGCCGGUGUAGCUGGUGGUGGCAGGGUGGGUUUGUGACUUGGUUCAAUUGGAAAGGUGUAGAGCUGUGUGAUAUGAAAAAAAUCCAUAUAGCAAAAAAUUGCCUGAAUUGAUGUGAUAAUGAUAAAUAGAACAAUACAUUUAUAACUUUAAUGUACAACAGUUUUUAUUUUUUAUUUUAUUAUACUUUAAACUACUACUACUAGUUUGAUGGUUGUAGUCAUCAAUUGUCCCAUAACAAACGUAUUUCAUUUCAAACUUCACAUUUCUCCAGUAUAGGCUACGUAAUGAACAAUAUCAGCAAAAUUCCUGCGAUAAGUGAUCGGUAUGGUCAGUGUCGAUAACAUUCGGUUUAUAGUCCCAGCUCUAGAAAGGUGUCAACACAAUCCGUAUCCCUCCGCCCAAAUGAGCUAGGGCAGUUCCCGGGGAAUCCAGGACACAGAGUGACCCCAGAGCCCACUGCAGGGCACAAUAUUACAUUUAAAGGGCUAGUGAGUGGGGACCAUUGACUUCUUUAUUAGGAAUAUGAAGAAAGUCAAUGUUUCUGACUCCUUCCAACUUUACUUUUUUCAAAUGCUUUGAGCAUUUGAUUGAGCCUGUCUGGAGUGUGGGUUUGCACUUUUUGGACGAUAUUCAUUCCAUUACUCGAGGGCAAACUCAGGUGCAGCUAUGGUUUUUGAAAGAAUCCAGGUUUGGUACGUUCAGCAUUCCACUUUUUGUGCUUCAAUGCCAAAAGAGAGAGGAUGGGGGCUUUGAAAGAAUAAUCAAAUUAGACUUUAUAGAAUUCGUAAAUAAAGGUAUUGGAGGGAAGCUAAAUAAGAAAGAGAAAGUUUAUUGUUUUCAUUGUUUGUCUCUGUUGUGUUGUGGUUUCUUCUUUCAGAGCGAGCGACAAGAAGCGUAACCUGGCCCAGCAGAAGGCGGAGGCCCAGAGACGGCUCUACGGCCAGGGCUCCAUGAAGAAGCUCUCGGCCGCCUCCUCCGAGGCAGAAAAACAGCGCCACACGCUGGAGCGGAGGAAAGAAGAACUGGUGCGUAAAAAAACAACUUUUUAAAAUGAUUUCAGUAUUAGGAAUUCCCUCUGCUUUAGUAUUUUGAAUGCACAAUAAUAUAUAAUAAUAUAAUAUAUGCCAUUUAGCAGAUUAUGCACAUUGUUAUUGAACAGAUAUGGAGAGAUCGACAGAAAGAUGGAUGAGAUGUGUUAAAGGACAGUAGUCCUAAAUAAAACGUAUGUCGACAUAGCCUUAACUAUGCCGGUGGCAGUGACUCGAACAAGAAACAAAAACUUUUGACAGAAUGAGAGAAACUACUGCUCUUUUCUUCCCCUUGUAAAAGUUUCAGUCGACAGCGUAACAUUUCAUUAUACACGCUUUAGAAGUAGGCUGGUUGAGGUUGUCGCGUUCUCCAGAGCUAAGUGCCAGGUUUAAGUAGCUAGUGGGUUCCACCCCUUGAUUAGUCCAUUGAUCAACCUUUAGCGGUCUGAAAGGAGGGGGCAUAUGGCAACACAAGCUAUAUUUUAUUUUAAAAGGGCACGGUGAGAUCCAAGUGUGGGUGAUACAUACGUCGCUACCCAGGGGUGAGUGUACGGACAUGUACCAGAAUUUAGCCGAUCAGUGACUGUAAUUGGAGGAACCCUGACUGACUCUCUUCGCAAAAUCUACCAUCUGACCUUCUCACAAUUAUGGCUCUUUGAUGUAUAAAAAAAAUGGGAAUGUGGGAGGAAAAAUCCAUGUGAAUUUUAAAUUGGCAGGGCCGGUGUAAAACAGGUGUUGAGGAGGGAGGACGACUCCUUUCUUUUCAACACUAGGCCUUUUGUGCUUCUCCGCUCUGUGCCUCUGACUUCAUUAGUCCGAUUCUAAAUAGAGAAACGUGUCAUUCCUUCACUCGUUGUUAUUCAGAACCAAGUUACUUGUGCAUUAUUCCCUUUUUGUGUAUUCUGACCUUGAACUUACGCAUGGGGAAAAGCCAGUGCCAGCAAGGUACCAAUUGGGGUGGAGAUCAAAGAAAUUGAGGUAUGGCAGAGGUGUAUACAGAUAAGCGAUAUUCUGACCUUGACUUAAUUCCCUAAUAAUUUCAACGUCUUCACGCACGAGGAAACCAUGAAUAAGGUUGAGCACCUUUCGGUUUCAAGUGAAAAAACAUCUACUAUUUCCAUUCCGAUAGAAUUCCGAUAGAAAUAAUACCAUUCUCCAUACACUGUAAUUUAUAAAUUGAUAAGAGCUAUUGAUAAGAGCUACGUAAAUGAGUAAUCGGUUUGGAGAAGGCGAUUGUAAAUACAAAUAGCAGUUGUUUUAGAUUAUUUUUCCUUAUGAUCGCUGGAGAUGAAUGUGAAACAAGUCAUAUGGAAGCAAACUGAAAAUCAUAUCAACAUGACAUGUAUUGUGGCCCCUUUUCCACAGUGAAGUAGGCUAUAAAUAGCUGUGCCGUUAUUACACAUUUUACAGUGCCUUCAUAAAUUAUUCAUACCGCUUGACUUAUUCCACUUUUUGUUGUGUCACAUGUCAUGACGUGACUUAUAUUAAUAUGGUGACUGUUAUAUAUCGAAUCAACUAACUAUGUUUAAUUGUCACUUGAUUAAAUUAAUCAUGUAACAAUUAACUCAUUCGGAAUUUGGGGCACCACGGAAGAAGUUGUUUAACGAGUUACCAUCUCCCGAAUUAAACUCUUAGAUAUAUAUAUAUAUCGAUAACAGUCACUUAUUAAAUAAUUACCUCUUAUCAGUCUCAUUCUGAACGUCGCAUAAUCCUUGAACCUGCAAGAACCCUAACUUUAUUGAUGAAUCAGCAAUACACAAAUUGGCUUAAUUAUUUAUUUACUAACUAACUAAAUAAUAACACAAUACAAACACACACACACACACACACACACACAGGUUAUUUUUUACUAACGUAAUACAAUGAAAACAGGUCCCUAAUGGACUGGACUAACAAUAGCAUGAAUGCUUGGAAGGGAGAGACAGAGAUUCAAACUAUCGUUGAUACUUUGGAAACUACGCUCACGGAAAUACAAAUGUUUAGCACCCGCUCAUUCGGAUUAGAAAUGCAACAUGUAUUUACGUGUAGCUGUCCUCGAUAGUUGAUGAUGUAGGACUCUGGUUUGCCCACCAGAGAUCCCAAUGUCCUUGGUAGAGUUUCUGGACAUAGUGGUGGUUAGAAUGGAUACUUCAGCAUACCCUGUAGUUCGUAGUUGAUCUGUUAUAUUAGAUACUUCAGAUGCACAAACGGUUGUCUGAGAGGGAUUGUCCCUCCCAACUCGUGUCUUUAGUGAAAGUUCUCUAGACGACUAUACAUGCCAGCUGUGGACUGAGAUGAUAAGGUCUAGUGCGUUGUCUUCUUCUUCACCUCGUGUAGAGGUUGAGAGUUUCAGAGUUUCACCAUUUUGCCAUAUUCAGCUCGCGCUGCAUGUCGGCUGGUCUGUAGAGUUUAACCAUUUUGUAAUGUUUAGCUCACGCUUCACGUCUGCUGGUCUGUAGCGUGUCAACCAUUUUAAGCCGUGGGGCUUCCUGGUCUAACCAUUUUAAGCCGUGUAGCUUCAGCUUCACACUUCCUGGUCUGGUAGAAAUGUGCAACAUUUGCAACAUCCGGCUUAUACCGUAAUCUGCUUGGUCUGAGGUGAAUUUCGUUAUGAGGGGUUUUAUACUUGAGUAGAAAAGGGGGCGUUUCAUCAUGUUUGUGCUCAUCUGGGCGUGGCCACUGACUGAGAACAAAUCAAUAGGGAAUACAAUCAUCUCAUCUAGAAUGCUAACAUCACAUUAUUAUCUUCACAAAAGUAUUAUUAUACUUAAUCAUUCGUUUUAUACAACAAUUAGAUGCAAACCUCAUAACCAGUCAUAAAACUGUCCCCCAGGAAAGGGGGUGUUCAAACCUUUGCCGAGCCGGCAUCUUUGAUCCUCAACCCAUGAGGGCAAGUCAUGACACACAAUAUCCCAUAAUGGCAAAGUUAAUACAUGUUUUUAGAAUUUUUUUGCAAAUGUAUUGAAAAUGAAAUCCAGAAAUAUCUCAUUUACAUAAGUAUUCACAUCCCUGAGUCAAUACAUGUUAUAAUCACCUUUGACAGCGAUUACAGCUGUGAGUCUUUCUGGGUAAGUCUCUAAGAGCGUUACACACCUGGAUUGUACAAUGUUUGCCCAUUUAUUAUUUUCAAAAUUCUUCAAGCUCUGUCAAAUUGGUUGUUGAUCAUUGCUAGACAGCCAUUUUCAAGUCUUGCCCUAGAUUUUCAACAGAUUUAAGUCAAAACUGUAACUCGGCCAUUCAGGAACAUUCACUGUCUUCUUGGUAAGCAACUCCAGUGUAGAUUUGGCCUUGUGCUUUAGGUUAUUGUCCUGCUGAAAUGUGAAUUAAUCUCCCAGUAUCUGGUGGAAAGCAGACUGAACCAGGUUUUCCUCUAGGGUUUUGCCUGUGCUUAGCUCCAUUCCGUUUAUUUUUUUCCAGAAAAACAGUCCUUAACGAUUAGAAACAUACCCAUAACAUGAUGCAGCCACCAAUAUGCUUGAAAAUAUGGAGAGUGGUACUCAGUAAUGUGUUGUAUUGGAUUUGUCCCAAACACAGCACUUUGUAUUCAGGACAAAAUGUGAAUUGCUUUGCCACAUUCAUUUUUUGCAUUACUUUAGUGCCUUACAUUACUUUAGUGCCUUGUUGCAAACAGGAUACAUGUUUUAGAAUAUUUGUAUUCUGAACAGGCCUCCUUCUUUACACUCUGUCAAUUAGGUUAGUAUUGUGGAGUAACUACAAUGUUGUUGAUCCAUCCUCGGUCUUCUCCUAUCACAGCCAUUAAACUCUGUAACUGUUUUAAAGUAACCACUGGUGAAAUCCCUGAGCGUUUUCCUUCCUCUCGGGCAACUGAGGAAGGACGCCUGUAUCUUUGUAGUGACUGGGUGGAGUGAUACAAAGUGUGAUUAAUAACUUCACCCUGCUCAAAGGGAUAUUCAAGGUCUGCUAAAUUUUUUUUACCCAUCUACCAAUAGGUGCCCUUCUUUGGGAGGCAUUGGAAAACCUCCCUGGUCUUGAAUCUGUGUUUGAAAUUCACUGCUCGACAGGGACCUUACAGAUAACUGUAUGUGUGGGGUACAGAGAUGAGGUAGUCAUUAAAAAAUCAUGUUAAACACUAUUAUUGCACACAGAGUGAGUCCAUGCAACUGAUUAUGUGUGUCCUGAGUGGCGCAGUGGUCUAAGGCACUGCAUCGCAGUGCUAGCUGUGCCACUAGAGAUCCUGGUUCGAAUCCAGGCUCUGUCGUAGCCAGCCGCGACCGGGAGACCCAUGGGGCGGCACACAAUUGGCCCAGCGUCGUCCAGGGUAGGGGAGGGAAUGGCCGGCAGGGAUGUAGCUCAGUUGGUAGAGCAUGGCAUUUGCAACGCCAGGGUUGUGGGUUCGAUUCCAGUAUAAAAAUAAAUAAAAAUGUAUGCACUCACUAACUGUAAGUCGCUCUGGAUAAGAGCGUCUGCUAAAUGACUAAAAUGUAAAUGUAAAAUGUAAUUAUGUGACUUGUUAAGCACAUUUUUACUCCUGAACUUAUUUAUGCUUGCCAAAACAAAGGGGUUGAAUACUUUUGACUCAAAACAAUUUCGAAAAACAUAGUUCCACUUUGACAUUAUGGGGUAUUGUGUGUAGGCCAGUGACAAAUAAAAAUCUAAGUGUAAUCAAUUUUAAAUUAAGGCUGUAACACAACAAAAUGUGGAAGAAGUCAAGGGGUGUGAAUACUUUCUCAAGGCACUGUAAUUGUAUGUCCUAAUAAUUUUCGGGGAUGAAAUUUGGAGACCCAAGCUAUAGGCUUCUGUAGCGCCGAACCAACCGAGUUGAUUUAUGCGCUCUAGAAUGUUUUAAUUGCUUGCCUGGGGUUAAAAAAUAUAUAUAAACAAUUUGUAUCAUGUUAAAUAUUAGCCACUAUCAGGAGCCACCGUCAGUAAUACCCACAUACAUUUAUAACUGUCACUUUAGUGUUAGUUUCCUUCAAUUUGUAGCCUACAUUUUGCAACAUUCCAUUCUGUUAACCUUUCUUUCCUCUGUCACGUCCGUGUAGUUGCUUCCUGAGGGUCACUAGCAAUAUUGGAUCAUAUUAGGCUAACGUUGUGUAUUAAUUUGGAACAUGUAGCCUAUUUGAAUCAUUAUGGAACUCACGCCACAGGUAGCAGUUCAAACCUGGAGCCUGGUGCACGGUUCACGACGACUGGACCGUUGUUAUUACAGUUCCAUGAUUAGUGAGGAAUGGGGUAGAUUUAUAGGACAAUUAUUAUUAUAAUAUUACCCUAUUGUACACUUUUCUCACCUUCCAGUAUUUCAUGGUUUGAACUUGAAUAUGGCAACUUUCAUGAUGAAUCAAAGCACUGUAUUUGUGAUUCAUCAAUAUAUUUUAUAUCAGAGUAUUUUCCAUCUACCAAUUGGUGCUGAAACAGAGAUGAAUAUGCAUAUAUUUAGAUGUCUUUCUUUCAUUGAUCCCUAAUAUUUUGAACCCGUACUCUCCAUAUAUUCUAAUGAGUUUGUUGACAAAAUUCAAAUGAAAGGUACACUAAAGGUGCCCUAAAGCAAAAACCUGAUGAAAAAUGAAUUCAUAUGAAUGCUAUAAGUACAGAAAUUGUUCGCUCAGUGGGAAAUUAAUAUCUAACUAGUUAGUGACAACUGUGUGGAGUUUGUGACAGCAACUGUGAGCUUAUUACAGUAUUAUAGGUGCUAUGUCCUGGGAUUUCCUAUGAUCGUCUAUGUAGAAGAACCCCUUAUCUUCUAAUGACUCUUGUGUAGCCUGUGAGCAGCAUAGAGCUAAACAUGUUACACGUGCGUGUUCAUGUUCGUCUCAGCUUUUCAUAUAUAUAUAUAUUUUAAUAGUCUGUAGUCAAACCAUUCUGACUCUACAGACGUUCUUUCAAAAAAGACCCGGCCCUGGGCCACUUCGGGAUCCGCCAUUGUCUCACAAACACAGCUCUAGCUCAUCCCCCGUUAAUCACACAGACUAAUGGUUGGUACCAAUGAUUGCAGAAUAAAUAGACAAAUCCAAUGGUACCUUGCAGUCUGUAGCUCAAACACACAAUGUUUAAAAGGGGAUAGAAGUCCAAAAUUAUGCCAGCACAAUGGUGGGACUCAUUGGGUUAAAGGUGGCUUAAAGUCGAUUUUGCACCAUUUUAAAUCUUAUUCAAAUCUGUUCAUAUACACCCUCGGGAAGAAUAUGUUGAUUUUUUGGGGGGUUUGUUUGUUGUGAUAAGCGAGCACAUAGAUGUGCAAAUGUUCAUGUUUUCAUACAGUGAGGGAAAAAAGUAUUUGAUCCCCUGCUGAUUUUGUACGUUUGCCCACUGACAAAGAAAUUAUCAGUCUAUCAUUUGAAUGGUAUGUUUAUUUGAACAGUGAGAGACAGAAUAACAACAAGAAAAUCCAGAAAAAUGCAUGUCAAAAAUGUUAUAAAUUGAUUUGCAUUUUAAUGAGGGAAAUAAGUAUUUGACCCCUCUGCAAAACAUGACUUAGUACUUGGUGGCAAAACCCUUGUUGGCAAUCACAGAGGUCAGAUGUUUCUUGUAGUUGGCCACCAGGUUUGCACACAUCUCAGGAGGGAUUUUGUCCCACUCCUCUUUGCAGAUCUUCUCCAAGUCAUUAAGGUUUCGAGGCUGAUGUUUGUCAACUCAAACCUUCAGCUCCCUCCACAUAUUUUCUAUGGCAUUAAGGUCUGGAGACUGGCUAGGCCACUCCAGGACCUUAAUGUGCUUCUUCUUGAGCCACUCCUUUGUUGCCUUGGCCGUGUGUUUUGGGUCAUUGUCAUGCUGGAAUACCCAUCCACGACCCAUUUUCAAUGCCCUGGCUGAGGGAAGGAGGUUCUCACCCAAGAUUUGACGGUACAUGGCCACGUCCAUCGUCCCUUUGAUGCGGUGAAGUUGUCCUGUCCCCUUAGCAGAAAAACACCCCCAAAGCAUAAUGUUUCCACCUCCAUAUUUGACGGUGGGGAUGGUGUUCUUGGGGUCAUAGGCAGCAUUCCUCCUCCUCCAAACACGGCGAGUUGAGUUGAUGCCAAAGAGCUCCAUUUUGGUCUCAUCUGACCACAACACUUUCACCCAGUUCUCCUCUGAAUCAUUCAGAUGUUCAUUGGCAAACUUCAGACGGCCCUGUAUAUGUGCUUUCUUGAGCAGGGGGACCUUGCGGGCGCUGCAGGAUUUCAGUCCUUCACGGCGUAGUGUGUUACCAAUUUUUUUUCUUGGUGACUAUGGUCCCAGCUGCCUUGAGAUCAUUGACAAGAUCCUCCCGUGUAGUUCUGGGCUGAUUCCUCACCGUUCUCAUGAUCAUUGCAACUCCACGAGGUGAGAUCUUGCAUGGAGCCCCAGGCCGAGGGAGAUUGACAGUUAUUUUGUGUUUCUUCCAUUUGCGAAUAAUCGCACCAACUGUUGUCACCUUCUCACCAAGCUGCUUGGGGAUGGUCUUGUAGCCCAUUCCAGCCUUGUGUAGGUCUACAAUCUUGUCCCUGACAUCCUUGGAGAGCUCUUUGGUCUUGGCCAUGGUGGAGAGUUUGGAAUCUGAUUGAUUGAUUGCUUCUGUGGACAGGUGUCUUUUAUACAGGUAACAAGAUGAGAUUAGGAGCACUCCCUUUAAGAGUGUCCUCCUAAUCUCAGCUCGUUACCUGUAUAAAAGACACCUGGGAGCCAGAAAUCUUUCUGAUUGAGAGGGGGUCAAAUACUUAUUUCCCUCAUUAAAAUGCAAAUCAAUUUAUAACAUUUUUGACAUGCGUUUUUCUUAAUUUUUUUGUUGUAAUUCUGUCUCUCACUGUUCAAAUAAACCUACCAUUAAAAUUAUAGACUUAUCAUUUCUUUGUCAGUGGGCAAACGUACAAAAUCAGCAGGAGAUCAAAUACUUUUUUCCCUCACUGUACGUUCAUAGAGUCAGGUAUUUAUUUAUAGUAAUAUGAAUGGGAAAGACGUGCAUUUGAGCAAUUAAUAGACACUGCAGUAAAUUAAAACAAUACAAACUCAGUCUUGUCCAGAUACACAGACUGCUGUGCCAUAACCAAUCACAGCUAGAGUAGGCCUAUUAUACAAAUAGGCCAUAGCAUAUGAGCAUGUGCCAUUCACUUUGAUGUUGCACUGCACUGGACUGUGUUUACAGGUAGCAGAACAGCGCGACUUUGUUUGGAUCAUUGUUUAGAAAGCAGUAGCAAAAGUCACAAAAUAAACCUGAAUAGUUUUUUGCAAAUAUAUAAAUGACAGGAGUCUUACUUUUGGGAACUUUACAGUCCUAUUGCUCAAACAACGAACAGAUAGACUAUUUCUCCCUCAGCCUUAGCCCAUUCAUAGACACUAACUACCUUUAGUGUCUAUUCAUGGAGGUAUCUUCUGGCCGGGGGAGUUUUGUUAAGAGCCCCGACGCGCGUUCUGAACGUUAACACGCAUUGCUUGCGGUACGGUUUUGGUGCAUAAGGACCUUAUCUUUCAUAUCAGCGAGAAAUAAUAAUAUUAAAAUAAAAGGUUAAAUUACAUCACACUUUUAUAGGAUUAGGGUUAUUGUAUUUUUUAUUUGAAUGAUUAUUUCUUGCUGAUAUAAAAGAUAAGUUCCAUAUGUUUCAAAAACCGUAUAACAGGCGAUGAUUAUUCAGGUUUCUAAAUGUCAAAACAGAGCGUCCGGAUUGUAGUUCCCCUGGUCCCACCGGUAAGCGGUGCUUAUAGCUGAGAACCCUUUGGAUAAGGCAGAAUGCCUUGUUAAUGCCUUGGGUUCUCGAUAACUACCUCAGCCUGUGCAGAACAACAACAACAACGAUGUUAGCCUGAGCCAGAUGAGCUAAAAUCUAGCACAGGGGACAGUAUAUAAACCCUCUCAUACUUUUUCAGUAUUUAGUUGACAGUCAAAAUUGCACUGUGAAUACAAUGGGGGGGAAGUCUACCACUCACCCACUUGUCCAGGUGAUAACAUGACAUUCUUCCAGCUGCUAGCUAGCUAGCUAGCUACAGUACUGGUCUCUGUAAUUUAAGGUUCUAGAUAGCUAAAUGACUUAGCUAUCAAUUCAUAUAGCUAAAUAGGCCUACAUACAGUGAGGGAAAUAAGUAUUUGACCCCCUCUCAAUCAGAAAGAUUUCUGGCUCCCAGGUGUCUUUUAUACAGGUAACGAGCUGAGAUUAGGAGGACACUCUUAAAGGGAGUGCUCCUAAUCUCAGCUUGUUACCUGUAUAAAAGACACCUGUCCACAGAAGCAAUCAAUCAAUCAGAUUCCAAACUCUCCACCAUGGCCAAGACCAAAGAGCUCUCCAAGGAUGUCAGGGACAAGAUUGUAGACCUACACAAGGCUGGAAUGGGCUACAAGACCAUCGGCAAGCAGCUUGGUAAGAAGGUGACAACAGUUGGUGCGAUUAUUCGCAAAUGGAAGAAACACAAAAUAACUGUCAAUCUCCCUCGGCCUGGGGCUCCAUGCAAGAUCUCACCUCGUGGAGUUGCAAUGAUCAUGAGAACGGUGAGGAAUCAGCCCAGAACUACACGGGAGGAUCUUGUCAAUGAUCACAAGGCAGCUGGGACCAUAGUCACCAAGAAAACAAUUGGUAACACACUACGCCAUGAAGGACUGAAAUCCUGCAGCGCCCGCAAGGUCCCCCUGCUCAAGAAAGCACAUAUACAGGGCCGUCUGAAGUUUGCCAAUGAACAUCUGAAUGAUUCAGAGGAGAACUGGGUGAAAGUGUUGUCAGAUGAGACCAAAAUCGAGCUCUUUGGCAUCAACUCAACUCGCCGUGUUUGGAGGAGGAGGAAUGCUGCCUAUGACCCCAAGAACACCAUCCCCACCGUCAAACAUGGAGGUGGAAACAUUAUGCUUUGGGGGUGUUUUUCUGAUAAGGGGACAGGACAACUUCACCGCAUCAAAGGGACGAUGGACGGGGCCAUGUACCGUCAAAUCUUGGGUGAGAACCUCCUUCCCUCAGCCAGGGCAUUGAAAAUGGGUCGUGGAUGGGUAUUCCAGCAUGACAAUUAUCCAAAACACACGGCCAAGGCAACAAAGGAGUGGCUCAAGAAGAAGCACAUUAAGGUCCUGGAGUGGCCUAGCCAGUCUCCAGACCUUAAUGCCAUAGAAAAUCUGUGGAGGGAGCUGAAGGUUUGAGUUGACAAACAUCAGCCUCGAAACCUUAAUGACUUGGAGAAGAUCUGCAAAGAGGAGUGGGACAAAAUCCCUCCUGAGAUGUGUGCAAACCUGGUGGCCAACUACAAGAAACAUCUGACCUCUGUGAUUGCCAACAAGGGUUUUGCCACCAAGUACUAAGUCAUGUUUUGCAGAGGGGUCAAAUACUUAUUUCCCUCAUUAAAAUGCAAAUCAAUUCAUAACAUUUUUUACAUGCAUUUUUCUGGAUGUUUUUGUUGUUAUUCUGUCUCUCACUGUUCAAAUAAACCUACCAUUAAAAUUAUAGACUGAUCAUGUCUUUGUCAGUGGGCAAACUUACAAAAUCAGCAGGGGAUCAAAUACUUUUUUCCCUCACUGUAAAUAGAUAAACUAUAGCCUUAGCCACGUACUGCAUAGCUAGAUUGAUUGUGUUGAGAUUCCCAAUCACCGCCCUUUUCGUCCUUUUUCCCCCCAAAAUAUUGGUUGAGUGAAUCUGAAACAGUUCAUCCCCUGAAUUGCUGGAGGCAACAAACAAUGUACUAACUGUGAUUUACAACCUGAUAGCAAUAUUUAUUAGACUACCUAGUGAUUUAUUGGUGAAUUUUAUUAAUCAUGCAUUGACUGCAUCCUUUUAAUUCUGCAAACAAUGCCUUACUCUACGUAAUGGAAUCUUGAGUCUAAUAUACCCUAUUAAAACAAAAAUAAAUCUUAUAAAGUUGGGUUUCAAACAUAAAAUGCUAAUAUUUUAAUAUCUGUUUGUUUCAUUUCUGCAAAGUAGUAAAAACAGUGUCAGUUCCACUUUAAGAUACAUUUACUGACAACCCGAUUGAAUGAAAAAUCAACAAGAAAAUCUGUUGGCCAGCAAUUGGGAGGGUUUUCAGCAGUUGAAUUCAACGUUUUCAUAUAAUACAAGAUAGCCACAUCUGUAGAGCGUGUUACUCGCCUGCAUAAGGUAAGUCUGAAUACCAACUACUGAGAACUGCGUCGGAAAGGCGUGCGUAGGAAAGGCAUAUAUUUCCUAAGUCUGAAUCGGCCCAUGGUGAAUUUGGGCUGUUCAUUUAUGUAUUUUUUACCCAAUGUUUUUUUUGUUACCUGUUGUGGUUUAUUUCUGCAGAAAGAGCAACUGACUCAGGUCCGCAAGCAGAUCUCCCGGGAGGAGCAUGAAAAGAGACAUCUGGGGAACUACAGGUAAGGGGGGAAGAGGCACCGAGCGAGGAAGGCUCCUCUUACAUUUACGGGGUCACAUGCGGAGCACCGGGAUCUCAGGAGGAUAAAUAACAUUGAGAGAGAAAAUAAAUAGAACGUUUGAGUGGGGAGAAAGUGAGAAAGAGAGAGAGUGAGGGGGUGCGGAGGCUUGAGUUGUGACUCUUGUGCGUGAGUGGUACCAAGGAGUUAUUGAGAGAAAGAAAGAGAGAGAGUGAGUUGGGGAGGUUCGAGUCGUGAAUCCCGUGCGUUCACAAAGGCGGCGGCACAGCCACGUAAUGCGAAAAGAAUAGGCAAAUGAGUAAGCGUCUGAUCUCUCUCUCCUCCUCCUCCUCUUCCUCCUCUCUCUGAUAAAGACUUCAGAAGACGUACGUAGGCCCGUCAAUUCUUUAUAGUAACGUUGACGUGUCUGAGUCAGAACUUGUUUUUCGUUCAUUGUUAAUACUCUCUUUAUCCCUCUCCUUUCUCUUUCUGUCUCUCUUUCUCUCUCUCUCCCACCACAUCUCGCUCUCUCUCCUUUUUGCAUAAGUGACCUCUUCCCUGAACACUCAAUGAGCGGAUAGUCUAAUGGCGACAAGCGUCUGUGAAUUAUUGUCGGUAGCUAACCCUGCCAGACACACCAGUCUGGAACCCGAGCUAAUAGAGCCUGACUGUGUCCCAAGUGGCACCCUAUUCCCUUUAUAGUGCACCACUUUUGACAAGGGCCCAUAGGGCCAUAGCGCACUAUAUAGGGAAUACAGUGCCAUUUGGGAAGCAGCCCCUGUGAUUCAUACACGGCAUCGGGAUCUGAUUUAGGCUUGCUCGUUAGCGGAGUCUCUUAACGAACUUAGCCCGUCAUUAGAUGAAAUGCGCUUCAGGUACGGAAGUCAGACGAGAGACCGGCUUAAAAGGGAGCUCAGGUCCAGUGCCUGUCACUGCGUCUCGUUUAUCAAACUUCUCAGAAAUGUGUGUGUGUGCAUGCCUGUGUGCGUGCAUGUCUGUGCGUGUUUAUGUGUGAAUGUGUCUGUGUAUUAAACAGCGUAGGGGAUUUAAUAAAAGGCUUGGGAGGGACGAGUCAAGACGUAAUACGAAACUCAUUGAAAUAGGUCAAGUUUUUAGCUGAUGUAAUUGCGACUUCUUACACGAUCCCCAACUAAUCAAAUCAAGGGCCAAAAUAUGCAGAAACAUUCUGAACAUGAACAACUCCUUCAGAAGAAAUGUUGUUCAAAUCGCAGAUUAAGCUGCCAUAUGUUUAAAAGCGGGGGCCAAGAUAUGAGCGACGGUGAACACACAGGCUGCGUCCCAAAUGAUACCCUAUUCCCUAUAUAGUGUACUACUUUUGACUAGAGCCCUAUAGGGCCAUCGCUAAACUUUGCCUCUCGAGUUGAGCCAUCACUCACAUGUGUAGCUCUUAAAGGAUUGACAGCUUUAUCCCCCCACGAUCUCAACAUUUACAUUGGUUUUCCCCUUGAUUAUGGUGGUGAGGGGGCCUAUCCAACCCCAAAGCGGGCUGUUUGCACUUCCAAAUGACUGGCUAUACAGAUGUUUGAUCACCCUGUUGCAGGAUAACUUUCCUGCAAUGCAGGUAAUGCCAAACUUCUUUGAGGUUUAAAAAGGCUUCUGAAGUUUGUAAUUUCCACUUUGAAAUGUCAGACUUGAUUUCCCCUUGCGAAAAAUGCAUAAAUCCUAACAAAACGUCCCAUUAAUUAUAAAGUCACAUUUCCUAUUGCUGUAGGAUUAUUAUCCCUGCUGCAGCAAACUGGCUAAAAUGUCAAAUCCUACAUCUGUACAUACAUUUAAGCCAUUCUCCACCAUCAAUUCAACUAUCCAUCUAUUAGCACUGAGCCCACUGGACAAAAACUGGUUGAAUCAACGUUGUUUCCACAUCAUUUCAACCCAAAAAGUAAAUGUGAUGACGUUGAAUCAACAUGGAAAACUGAUUGGAUUUGAAAAAAGUGAUCAACGUAUGAGAAUUUAGUCUUCUUUUCACCCAACCUUUAACUUAAAUUCAAUAUGUCAUUCGAUUUAAGUGACAUUUUUUGUUGAUUUUACGUUGAAUUCACAUUAGUUGACAACUCAACCAAAUGUAAAUCAAUUAUAUACGUUGAACUGACGUCUGUGCCCAGUGGGAGGGAACUUAAACGUUCAUAAAAAAAACACGUAAAUAGAAAAAGGUACUGGUUGACUUUCCUCGCCGGUUACUGUUUAUUUAAAUUAAUGUUCCGUCAUUGUUUUCGUUCCCUCUCUCUGCUCCCACAGACGUAUUUACCCCCCAGAUGACAAGCUGCUCCUGGAGAAGUAUGAAAGCCUCCUCUCGGCUGCCUUUCAGACCUUCCUCGCCGGCCGAGCGGCCUCACUUCAAAAGGAAAUGAAUAAUCCUCUGAAACGAAUGAAGGCAUGUACCUGAGACUCAACAGCACACACACACACACACACACACACACACACACUCUUUCCUCUCUUUACCGCUCUCUCUUUUUCACUCUCCCUCUCUUGCGCUCUCUCCCUCUUUCUCUCUUUCUCUCUCUCUCUCUGUCUUUCUCUCUCUCUCUUUCUCUCUCUCUCUCUCUCUCUCUCUCUAUCUCGCUCCUAUCCUCUAUAUAGAUUCUCUCCUCUGCAAGAAAAAUAAGAGAGAAAAAUACAUACAAAGAGAGAGAGAGAGUGUGUGUGUGUGUUUUCGUGUGUUUGCGUGCGUGUGUGUUGCCCUCUCCUCGAGCCGUGUUUGUCACCUUGUCCUUGAAAAGCAUCCAUUGAGCGCUGAACAUUACAUUUGUUAAAAGCAGGACGAACCCGUACAACCUCCAUCUUUGUUUCCAGUUGCUUUGUCUGGCUCUGGCCUUUCCCCUUCUCCUCAGUCUAGGCGUUCACUGUUAUUCCUUAGCUCUUCUCUGUGAAUUGUCACAGUGUUAAUUUGAAGAGGUUUUCUCAAGGAUCUCAAUGUAUUUGAAGGUGCUUGCGAUGGUAAAAAAUGUUAUGGAAUGCAGUGGAAGCAGCUGUGUUGCUGUGGUUUGUGGUGCGAGGGUACGUUCAUAGGGAAAAGCAUUGUUAAUAGGGAAAUCGCAGGGAUGCUCUGGCAUUGGGGGAGAGACGGCCUGCAUUCCAAAUGGCACCCUAUUGCCAAUAGUACACUACGUUUGACAAGGGCCCAUAGAGCUCUGGUCAAAAGUAGUGCUUUAUGCAGGGAAUAGGGUGCCAUUUGGGAUGCACACUGCCUUUCUGAGGAGUUUUAUUCAUGAUGAAUUUCAGAUGGAGUGGUGGUGUUUGGUUUCUAUAGAAAGGGAUAAAGAAAGAGAGAAAGGGAGAGAGAGCGAGGGGAAAGACGUGGAGUAUGAGACAGACGAGAGAAAGAGGUAAGGUAUGUUUGGUAACUUGGGGGGUUUGGACUGUGAGGAAGAGAGGGAUUUAGCAAAAGAGGAGAAAGUGUGUUUGAGAGUAGGAGAAGGGAGGGUGAGACAGAUAGACAAACAGAGAGUUAGCAAUAGCCUAGAAUGGACCGAGCGAGAGAGAUGGAAGGAGAGAGAAAGAGAAAGGGAGGGAGGGAAGGAGGAAGAGAGCACGGCAGAGGGAUUUGGAGGGAUCUGCCAUAUGUACAUGUGGCUUUGAGUCUAUAUGAGCUAACCUCCUGCAGAGAGAGAGGCUGGCUGCGCUGGUUGGUUGGUUCAUGAUCAGGGACUUAACCAAAUGCCAACACAGCUUUGGCCUUAUGACCCUGGCACACAAAUACAUGCGUGUACACACACACACACACCCACACACAAGCAGACACACAUACUUUUGUCCCCCCAUUUGACAUUUGAGCAGCCUAAAGCUACUUGAUUGCUAAUCUGAGAGACCACAGUCACAUUUAAUCUGUAUUUGAGAGACAAUGGGAGGGUGCCAUGCGUGACAACAAAGCAACAUUAAUCACCCUCUCUCCAAUUCAGCCGCGGCCAAAAAGGAAAAGGGGCCCAGCGUAUUGGCCACGGGUACGAUAACGUUUCCAGAUUGAUCAUGGGUGCGUUCCAGAUGGCACCCUAUUCCCUACAUAGUGCACUAUUUUAGGGUAUAGGGUGCCAUUUGGGAUGCAGCCCCAUACAUAAAUAAAGAGUCAACCCAAAGAGCAACACAUGUUCUGCCAGGUCUUUCAUGGUCUAGCUAUGCUAUGGUACUGACGCACUAUGGAAGUGGAACACCUGAGUUUUCAUGUCUGCUUGCAGGUCGGGAGUAGCAACAGAAUCUUACAACCCUUAUUAGUGGUGGUUGAUUGAUUGAUUGAUUGAUUGAUUGAUUGAUUGAAUGUGUAAUUGAUUGAAUUCAUAAUUUGGCAUUUGGUUUACGAUACCGUGUUUUACAGUACCAUACUGUACUGCACUCUUCCUCUUUCUCACAAAGGCUGGUAUUCUGACUUGAGAUCUGCAUGCAUACUCAAACUUCUGGUUAAGUCUCCCAUUCACAUUAAUGGAUGAUUUACAUCUCCAUUGAGUCCUUUUAUUAAUGGAUUCAUGAGGUUUAUCAAAUACUAACCUACUGUAUUCUGUGUGUUUGCAGGAGGAGGACAUCUUGGACCUGCUGGAGCAGUGUGAGCUGGACGACGAGAAGCUUCUGGGGAAAUCCUCACGGCAGAGAGGACCCAAGGUGAGAUAGAGAGGGAGGGAAGGAGGCAGGGAGGGAGGGAGGGAUGGAGAAGAAGAAAGGGAGGAAGGUGAAGAGAGGGAGAUAUGGAGGGAGUAAGGGAUAGGUGGAGGGAGGGAGAGAGAGGGGGCAGAUGCCCUAAGGGAACACACAGAAAGAGAGAAGGAGAAAGUCUGAGAGAAAGGGAAGAAGGAAAAAAAGGGAGAGAGCGAGAGGGAGAUGUAUAGAAGGGCAUAUGCCUUAAGGCAGGCAUUCCCAACCUUUUUACCCCUGGUCCCCCUUUUUCACAUUUGAAAAAUUUCAUCCCCCCUCUUAAAAAAAAAAAAAAGAUUGUUUAUUGAGAUAGCUUAUAUUAAAUACACCACUAGCUUGAUUUUGUUUUGAGGGACCUAGGAAAAUGUUGUUUUGAAGCUUAUUUCCUGCAAUUAUACGUCCUGCAACUCAUGACAUCUUUUAGGUAGGCUAUUUAAUAAUAAUAAUUAUGAGGAAAAUAAAGUCUAGACCCGAUUUCUCCAAAUGUUAUUCUGCUACCAAAUAUGUUUUUAUAUGAUCAUUUAUAUGAAACCUCAAUUUAAUUAUACAUACUAUUUUACAGAAAGUGAAUAGGUAGAUCAAUUGAUAGCGACAGAGUCAUACAUUGUAUAAGAUUACUUCCCAAGCAAAGUCCAUUUUCUUUUACUCUUCGACUUCAGAAGGCUGUAGCUCAGCUUCUGAAUGUCAUAGAGACAAACCAAAGAUAUUCCCAUGUGCAUCAGAGUCAUGUCUUCCCAUGGCAUUUUACCUCUUGCUUCCAGCCUCGCAGAUUUUUACAUUGUUUUAGAUCGGUAUAAACAAUCACAUUGUAAUAUAUAUUUUUUUCUAUCAAGGAAGGCCCCCCCCCACAAAACGUUGGCGCCCCCUAGGUAUCCUAAGGUAUCAGAGAGAGAGAGAAAGUGAUCAAGAGAAAGCAAGUAAUGGAGAGCGAGAGUCAAAGCGAGAAAGAGAGCGAGAAACGCCCUGGUACAACCAAUCCCCUAAGGGAAGGCCUGUCAGCUCUCCCUCUCCCUCACUUCCCCUCUCCCUCUCUCUCUCUCUCAGUCCGUUACCCCACAUGCCUCAAUCCCCCCAAUCCCCCAUGACAGCACAUUACUCUCCCCAUCGCCUUUCCCCUCUCUCCCUUUCUCUCCACAACCCCACAUCUAAACCCAUCCCUCACUCCUCCGCUGAAGUAGGGGAAAUGCACGACGGGCUGCAUCCCAAAUGGCACCCUCCUCUCUACAUAGUGCACUAUUUUUUUUAACCAAAAAUACUAUAUAGGGAAAAGGGUGCCAUUUGGGACGCAGUCACCAAGUGUGCGCAGCAACUCAAUGGGACAGUUUUCUGCUGUAUUAGGGCCCUUUCCGCGAGGAUAACGACUCAUUCAGACACAAUUGCUUUUGUCGAAAUUAAUUUGUGCCUGUCACUUUGGACCAUGCCAAGUGCGGGCUGACGUGGACUGACUGGCCUGCUGGCCCUCCGCUGAGUGCUCUGAUGGAUCGACACACUCCCAGGGGCUGUAUUACGGGCCAUCUGGAAAAAGAGGGUGAGAAGGAGAGAGGGGUUGAAAUGAAGCAAUUUAAAUACUAUGGAUUCAUACUUAAGCAGCGUUGCUUUGAGUUGCCACUGAGUAGAAAGGGUUGAUAGAGGGAGAGAGAGAGAAGGUGAUAGAGAGAGAUGGUUUUCCUUUCUCCCCUUUCUCUUUUUGUCUCUCCCUUUCUCUCUUUCUUCCCCCUCUCUCUCACUCUCGCCCCUUUGUUCCCCCCUUUUUCCUCUCCUCUCCUGUCUCUCCUCUGGUGAUUGUAUAUAAGCUCAUGCCUAGGAUCACAGUCUGCACAUACGUUUUGUACGCGAGAAACGCUUGCUAAAUUAGUUGAUGAAUAACAGAUGUGAAUGCUUUAUUAAUGCUAACAAUGUGUUCCUUCCACGGUGUGAAAUAGACAUUCAAUUUAAUUAACUUUUUUUGUGUCUGGUGGUGAGGGGGGAAAUGAUAAAUUCAUUGUACAAAGGCCAAGAAGGAGGAUUUGAGUGGCCGCUUGGAUUGAAUUAAUAUGUCUCUCUCCACCGUCGCUUUAAUCACAGCUACAGAGACAACACACACACGGCUCAUUGGGUGUGUAGACAUUAAUGGGAUGUGGAUCACGCGCACAUGUGCGUGCGCAGAUGCACAUACAGAUGUAGGAUCUUAAUUUGAUCACUCUUUUGUUGCUGAGAAUUUUCCUGCACAGCAGCAAAUGCAAAAUUGUAGUGUAUUCAUGGUUUAUGAAUGAAGGCCUAUUAAGUUUAUAAUUUCCACUCUUGAUUUGCCCUAACAAAAAAUGUAUCAACCCCUACAAAAAAUGUCCAUUAAUUAUAAUCCACAUAAUAAUUCACAUUUUCUGUUGCUGCAGGAUUAUUUUCCUGCUGUAGCAAACUUGCUAAAAUUAAGGUCGUACAUCAGUACACACAGACAGACACACACCGCAUACACUCAGAUACACACAUAGUCAUACACUGACACACAUACACCGAUGCACACAUAGUUGUAGACACAUGAACACUCACACUGACACACACACGUACGGGCCCGUGGUGUCACCUCUGCUUCUCACAGUGACGGACGGUAAUUGGCUAGGGUUGAAGGGUGUGUCUGUGGGUGCUGACAUAAUCUUCCCUCUCUCUCUCUCACUCUCACUCUCUCUCUCUCUCUCUCUCUCUCUCUCUCUCUUUCUCUCUCUCUCUCUCUCUCUCUUUCUCUCUCUCUCUCUCUCUCUCUCUCUCUCUCUCUAUCUCUAUCUCUCGAUCUCUCUCUCUCUGUGUGUGCGUGUCUCUCUCUCUCUGUCUGUGUUUCUCUCUGUCUGUGGGUGUGUGUCUCUCCGUGUGUGUGUGUGUGUCAGCCCCUGUCCUCCAUGCCUGAGAGCGCCCAGACGCCGUGCGGCAGGAGACAAAGGGAGUACGGAGGCGAUGGAGGAGACGCCAGCGGCAGCAGUGUCAACAACAGCAGCUCCGAGGAGGGCCCUGAAGAGGAGGAUGACAGGGAGGAUGAGAGGGAAGGAGGGAAGACAAGGGAGAAGAAGAGUGUCUCUUACGACCUGGGAGAGAACAAGUAUAAGUCGUCGACGGAGCGCUCAGGUGAGGAGGAGAGGAGGAGAGCACCCCAUACACAUGCACCGAAACACACAAAUGCACAGGCGAACACGCAUAGAGACAGACACACACACAGAAACGCACACACACAUACACACAUUCCUUCCCCCCUUCACACACACACACCCUCGUAAAAUGGAGGAGGGGGUCUGGGAAUGUCUUUAUUAGCAAUCAGAGGCCUCUUCUAUAAUAAGGACAUUUCCAGGACAUUCUCUCCAUUUCCUCCUUUCUUGGGCUGCAUCCCAAAUGGCACCAUAUUCUUUACAUAGGGCACUACUUUUCACCAGAGCCCUAUGGGCCCUGGUCAAAAGUAGUGCACUAAGCUAUAUAGGGAAUAGGAUGCCAUUUGGGAUGCAGUCCUGGUAUAUUGGGGAGAAGGCUGUUAUAUGAGAGGGCUCUCUGGCCCUGAUGCCUUCCAGAUGACUACAAGGGUCCAAUAAUUACUAAAACAAACUUGUGUCACAUACACACGUGUGUGUGCGUACACGCAUGCAGACACACACUUAGGCUGUCCUAUACACGCAGGCAGGCAGGUUGGUAAGUAGGUAGGUGCCCACGCACGUACACGCACACAAGCACGCACCUUUUCUCUCUAAUACACGUGUGCACAUACACAUAGGCAUUAGACACACGAUUGCUCUAUAUUACACUCACACACACAUACUCUCUUUCUCUUCUCUCUCUCUCUCUCUCUCUCUCUCUCUCUCUCUCUCUCUCUCUCUCUCUCUCUCUCUCUCUCUCUCUCUCCAGCGUGCCAAGUUCCUAGAUAUAAUGCAGUGUUGGGUGUGGUGGUGUUGGUCGGCCAGGUCCGGGUCUAGCUAAAUUACUGAUGUAAAGCUGUACAAUCCAUUUGUUUACCUAAUUAAUACAUGAAACAGGCUAAAUCCAUCUUUUUUAAUUAGGGUCAUCGCCUGAUGAUGGUUCCAUGGGAAGGCUUUUUAUUCUACUAGUCGUCGUCGUGUGUGUGUGUUUGUUUUUGUGUUUGUGUGUGUGUGGUGAGUCUGGAUAUGAAACCGUAUGUGUGUGUGUUUGGAUAUGAAACCGAGUGUGUGUAUGUGUGUGUGCGUGUGUCUGGAUAUGAAACUGUGUGUGUGUGUGGCGUGUGAUAGAGAGAGAGCGAUAGAGAGGCUUGUGGCUUACCUUGAAAACUCUUUCAGCAAAUUGGCCUGAAAUGUGCUCUUCGGGAAACUAGAGGGAAAGAUUGAUAAGUUGGACAUUCCUACAGGUUUAUAAGGUAAUUUGUCUUUUCCACCAAGUUUCAAAGUCCCAGUCCCAGUCCAGGUGGAAAAAACACACACAAAUAUAUUUGUGUGUUGCAUUGUGAAAUAUUGGGUGUUUUUCUGCUCUAGCAUUAGAUUUUCCAUUAGGGCUAUAUCCCAAAUGGCACCCUAUUCCCUAUAUAGUGCACUACUUUUGACCAGAGUCCAAUGGGCCCUGGUCAACAGUAGAGCACUACAUAGGAAAUAGGUGGCCAUUUUGGAUGCAGCCUAGAUCCAGAAUGAAGGACAAAGAAGUGAUUUGGCUGGAUUUGAGGAGCUGCUCUUCGCUGGAGUGACUUUGCCUCCGCCGACCGACUCCAUAAGCGCCCAUCUGGGGGCAGCCUCAGCUAAGCCCUAUAAUGUGGCCGAUUUGGCAAGUUCCGUCCUCAAGGUUCGCCGGUGGAGCAGCAACACACACACACACACACACACACACCCUGUCUCAUGUCCAGACAGACACACAUAUACGAGCAGACGCACACAUAUGCACACAAACUUUCAUCUCCAGGCUUACACACACACACACUGGGCUGGCUGGACGUGCUGCUGGAGGUGGUUCAAGCUCCGUGGUCCUGGGGAGGUUCUGUGGCUGUGACUGGGCUGGAAGGGCCCGCUGCCCUGCUCUCUAAUCCGGCCUGAAGAGGGAAGAGAACAGCCGGGCCACAGCCACAGAAACACAUGCUGUAGUGAUUAAUGAAAGCCACAUUCAAUAGGCCACCACGUCAGGCCCCAGAAUGGGACUUUUAAUGCCACACUUCAUUUCCAACGAUGGAAUGAAAGUGGACAGUAUGAAAAGCAGAGCAUGAGAAGACAGAUGAGAGGGGGAGAAAAAGAGAGGGAGAGAGAGUUCCCCCCUCUUUGGACUAAGUUAUUUAGGUCACCACUUUAUUCCUUCAUUUCAUGUCAUCUUUUUUUCUUCUCCUUUUCUUCAUCCCUCUCUCUCUCAGGACGGGUGCACUGGAAACCUCUGAUGAAGCCAGGCAAGGCAGGCCCCUCUGCCUCCUCCUCUCCGACCCUCUCUGGGCCAAUCAGACGCUCCAUCUCCUGCCCGCGUUCUAUCUCCUCCCUGGCCGGCCAGUUACCCACCAAUGAGACGCGAGCCUCACUGGCCAGGCCCUCCGUUCCGGCGGCGACGGUCCUCGUUAGGCCAAGCUCCGCUUCUCUGCGCUCUCAUUCGCUCAGCCGCAGCGGCUCCGCCCACAGGGUGCCACACAGCAGUAGUCUAGGUACCAUCCACGCUAACAUGGUGAGUUACAAACACACACACGCACUUAUCAUUACACUUUCUACAUUCACACUACAAUCACAUUAUCUCUGUCACCCUCUCUUUCUCCCCCUCCCUUGGGAGCGUACAGUAGGCUAUCAUUACCAUACCAUAUAGUGCCUGACGAAACCUUUAAAGUUGCUAAAACUAUCUCUACAUUCUGUGGAUGGCCCUUCUUUGGAUGAGGCCCUGUGCUGUGUGGCGCUAAGCCUGUAAAGAUAGCUGUCCCCCUAACCUACUGUAGCUCUGUGGCUGGCCUCUCUUGACACACACACACAUUAUGCCCAUUCUCUCUAUAUGGCCAGGCUCAGUUGGUUCCUGGAGGCCUCAGCGAUAUGGAAUCUCUGAUGAGUGCUCUCCAAUUACCAUGGCCACACUGUCUUCUCUCUCUCGAUCUCUCUCUGUCUUUCUUUACCUCUUUCUUUUUCCCUCUCUCUCUUCUCUCUCUCUCUCUCUCUCUCUACCCCAUCUCUCUCUCUUUCUCUCGCAGCAAGCUGAAGAUCUCAGCUGAAACCCAUGAUGAAAAGCAUUUAAACCCCAUUCAUGUUCUUUUCUCUCCUUUCUUUCCUUUGUGUGUUUGACUCUUGUGUGUGUGUGUGUGUGUGUUUGACCUAUAUGUGUGUCUGUCGGGCCUGUAUUUAUUUGUUUUGUUUAUUUGUUUGGCUUAUGUGUGUGUUUUGAACAUGUGUGUGUGUUUGUAUGUGCAGGGCGAUCCCGUGCUGAUCCUGAGGAGUAAAGACCAGGAGACAGAGCUGACGAGACAGAGCCUGGCCGCUCUCAGCGCCAUGAGGAUCCGCUUCCCGGGGAAGACUGAGGAGAUGGCCGAGGCCGUUCUGGAUGAGGUGUGUGUGUGUGUGAAAGUAUAUACAGCGUAUUUCCAAAGAGAUACAAUGGCCAGAGCCAACCAUACAGUAUGGGACUAUUCCUGACCUCCCAGCCCCUCCACAAUGGCCUCCUGACUGCCUAUUGUCUUUGAAAACUCCCUCAUGGCCAAAACGUGGGCAGCAGAAAGCCUCACUGUAUUCCCCUCCGCUCCUGUGUAUUUAUCAAUGCCUCUUUCCCCCUGGACGGUUCGCCUCUCCUACAUUGGUGUCGAGGUCGUGUGACACAAUUACAGUUCCACCUGUCCCGCUAAUAAACUCUUAAUAGGGGCGCAGAUGAGCAGCCGCACCUGGCUGACUGGUUACCUCACUCGGGAGAUGACAAUGUAAAAAUAGUGAGCCACCGUGGUUAACUGUGACUGUGAACUUAAAGCUGCAAUAUGUAACUUUUUGGGCGACCUGACCAAAUUCACAUAGAAAUGUGAGUUAUACAGUGGGGAAAAAAAGUAUUUAGUCAGCCACCAAUUGUGCAAGUUCUCCCACUUAAAAAGAUGAGAGAGGCCUGUAAUUUUCAUCAUAGGUACACGUCAACUAUGACAGACAAAAUGAGAAAAAAAAUCCAGAAAAUCACAUUGUAGGAUUAUUAAUGAAUUUAUUUGCAAAUUAUGGUGGAAAAUAAGUAUUUGGUCAAUAACAAAAGUUUCUCAAUACUUUUUUAUAUACCCUUUGUUGGCAAUGACACAGGUCAAACGUUUUCUGUAAGUCUUCACAAGGUUUUCACACACUGUUGCUGGUAUUUUGGCCCAUUCCUCCAUGCAGAUCUCCUCUAGAGCAGUGAUGUUUUGGGGCUGUCGCUGGGCAACACAGACUUUCAACUCCCUCCAAAGAUUUUCUAUGGGGUUGAAAUCUGGAGACUGGCUAGGCCACUCCAGGACCUUGAAAUGCUUCUUACGAAGCCACUCCUUCGUUGCCCGGGCAGUGUGUUUAGGAUCAUUGUCAUGCUGAAAGACCCAGCCACGUUUCAUCUUCAAUGCCCUUGCUGAUGGAAGGAGGUUUUCACUCAAAAUCUCACGAUACAUGGCCCCAUUCAUUCUUUCCUUUACACGGAUCAGUCGUCCUGGUCCCUUUGCAGAAAAACAGCCCCAAAGCAUGAUGUUUCCACCCCCAUGCUUCACAGUAGGUAUGGUGUUCUUUGGAUGCAACUCAGCAUUCUUUGUCCUCCAAACACGACGAGUUGAGUUUUUACCAAAAAGUUCUAUUUUGGUUUCAUCUGACCAUAUGACAUUCUCCUAAUCCUCUUCUGGAUCAUCCAAAUGCACUCUAGCAAACUUCAGACGGGCCUGGACAUGUACUGGCUUAAGCAGGGGGACACGUCUGGCACUGCAGGAUUUGAGUCCCUGGCGGCAUAGUGUGUUACUGAUGGUAGGCUUUGUUACUUUGGUCCCAGCUCUCUGCAGGUCAUUCACUAGGUCCCCCCGUGUGGUUCUGGGAUUUUUGCUCACCGUUCUUGUGAUCAUUUUGACCCCACGGGGUGAGAUCUUGCGUGGAGCCCCAGAUCGAGGGAGAUUAUCAGUGGUCUUGUAUGUCUUCCAUUUCCUAAUAAUUGCUCCCACAGUUGAUUUCUUCAAACCAAGCUGCUUACCUAUUGCAGAUUCAGUCUUCCCAGCCUGGUGCAGGUCUACAAUUUUGUUUCUGGUGUCCUUUGACAGCUCUUUGGUCUUGGCCAUAGUGGAGUUUGGAGUGUGACUGUUUGAGGUUGUGGACAGGUGUCUUUUAUACUGAUAACAAGUUCAAACAGGUGCCAUUAAUACAGGUAACGAGUGGAGGACAGAGGAGCCUCUUAAAGAAGAAGUUACAGGUCUGUGAGAGCCAGAAAUCUUGCUUGUUUGUAGGUGACCAAAUACUUAUUUUCCACCAUAAUUUGCAAAUAAAUUCAUUAAAAAUCUUACAAUGUGAUUUUCUGGAGAAAAAAAAUCUCAAUUUGACUGUCAUAGUUGACGUGUACCUAUGAUGAAAAUUACAGGCCUCUCUCAUCUUUUUAAGUGGGAGAACUUGCACAAUUGGUGGCUGACUAAAUACUUUUUUCCCCCACUGUAGAUCUGUCAUUCGCGUUGAAAGCAAGUCUAAGAAGCCGUAGAGCUGUUCUAUGUGCGCUGUUUCUAUGCUUUCCAUGCUUAAGUUUAGUUUUUGUGUCUUUUACUUUCGAUUUUGUACACCAGCUUCAAACAGCUGAAAUACAAUAUUUUUGGUUAUUGAAAAUAUAUUUCACAGCGGUUUAGAUGGUACAAUGAUUGUCUACACUUGCUUGUUUUGUCACAUAAAAUAAAAUUAGGCAAACUAUUAGAAUUUUAGCAACUAGGAAAUAUUAUAUUGCACCUUAAAAAUGUUUUAUAUUCAUAGUUAACUAUGGUGGCUUGCUAUUGUUAUAUUCAAAACAUUGCUCCUACCUACUGAGCCACACAGUUGCUAUUUUUACUUUAAAUGUGGUUUCAAGUUGCGAAAAUGACUAAUUGAGGUGAUUUUGUGAUUGAUGUUAUUUUCAAAGUAAAUUUGAUAUCUGUUAGAAAUCGUGAGCCAAGUAUUAUUCAGAACCACAGCAAUCAUGUGGAAUCGUUGUAUCCCAAAUGGCACAGUUGUAUCCCAAAUGGCACACUAUUCCCUUUACCACUGCAUUUCAAACAUAGCGAUUGGUAAAAUAGCAAGGUUAGCAUCGUAAUAGAGAAUCAAUAUUAUUAUUAUGUUAAUGUAAAUUAGGUGUCCGAUUUCAUAUAGGUUCAGCUCAGUUUCAGUUUAACACUUUCCACUCACAGCACCUGUCAUCCCGUCUACAGGUUGAAAAUGGCAGAUUUGAUCAUUAAUAAGCGCCUAAAUUGGAACACAGUGGCUGUACUGUAACAUGCUAUACAUGACAUCAGAGCUCAGGUUCUCUGCUUCACAGCGCUGUAUGGGUUUUGACUGACAGCCGUUAUAAACCUGAGCACCACGCACGACAAGAAGAUGCCCCAUCCCUCCCGCUAAUUGAGCUACUUUUGAUCGAUGUGUUCUGAAAGAUAAAACGUUGAGGAUUAUAUUAUAAAAAAUACCGCUUUGAUGUCAUACAAGAAAACCACACACCCAUGAGUCCAAAUGUGCAGUUCACAUUUCCAUAAUUGAAAAUUCAUUUACAGUAUCAACAUUUAUGAUCGCUAUGGUUGAUCCAGAGUUAGAAGGAUGACAUGCAUUAUACACUGGGUUGUCCUGAACAGAAUGAGCCUAUGUUUGUCAUAUUGUGAAGAAAAGUUGCGCCGGAACAUGCACUUGAUUGCACUCAUGACUCCAUGCUACACUCAUAGAAAAAAAGGUGCUAUCUAGAACCUAAAAGGGUUCUUCGGCUCUCCCCAUAGGAGAACCCUUUGAGGAGUCCUUUUUGGUUCUAGGUAGAACCCUCUUGGUUCCACGAAGAACCUGGAAUCUGGGUCAGGUGGGCAUAAAUUGAAAGCUUAUUCUAUUGCCAACAUGUGUGCAUACAAUCUUAGAAAAAAGGGUUGCAAAAGGGUUCUUCGGCUGUCCCCAUAGGAUAACCCUUUUGGGUUCCAAGUAGAAACCUCUGUGGAAAGGGUUUUACAUGGAACCCAAAAUGGUUCUUCCUGUAAGUUACAAUCUGUUUGUUUGAAGUGCCUUUUGAAAGCCUGACACUGUAAGAUCAUAUUAGCUAGCCAUUUUUGGAUUGCGGAAACAAGAACAGUAAGUGUGUGAUGGUGGGGACGCAGGGCUGUGUUCCAAACAAAACACUAUAAGUCUACUUGCUUCAGUUCCUCAAUGGGAAAGCUAGGAGGGCUCAAAAGAACACCUUAUAGUUGAAGGCUCUUUCCUUGAGUUAUAAGUGCAUUGAAAUUACUUAGGAACUCUGCACAGUUUGGAGAGGGGUGUGGCCAAUUUGAGACACCAGUUAGACCUCUCACUCAAACCCUUGUAAUAGUUUUUUCUUAUCUUGCACCUAUUCCAACAUUUCAAUGAAUAUUAUUAUAAUGUUACUGAAUGUAUGGAGAGUAUUGUCAGAUUUCGUUAUUGACAAAUGCUGUGAAAAUGCACAUCAAAUCAACAGUGUAAUGUUUGGAUUCAGGUGAACUGUUGUAUCCUCAUCUUUGGUCUGAUAAUUUCCCCAUAAUAAAGUUUUCUCUUUCAUUUGCUAUCAUGGUCAUGCAUAUGUUUUUUAUAGUUCUUCUGUUAGAAAAAUUUAAAUUUGGCCCUAUCCAUAUAGGCCAAUUUCGACGAAUGUAAGGCCUUUCUUCUUUGGACACAUUCACACCAUAAAAGAAGAAAAUAAAAAAAUACAGGUCAAUUAUACCCGUGCUAACACCAGACUCCACAGAUUGACAGACGGCCAUAAACUGUGAAAAGGUGCGGUGGUCUGAGGCGGCCGGGUCUAUAGAAUAUAGUUUUGGGUUGUGUGUCUUGGAUGAAAAGGCCUAUUCGGUUGCAGCUGGCCUUGUCCGCGGUUCCCGGCGUCUCUACCGCAAGACAUUGAUUUAGUCUCCAAGGCACAACGCAAAUGUUAGACCCUGAACUGUUUGAAUACCGGAGUAACAAUACCCCGCCGGUUCCAUGAGCUGAUUGCUGAAAAUGAGGGAUGAGAUGGAGAGAGAGAGGGGGAGAAUAGAAAGAGAAGAGAAUUUGUUUUUUGCUUCUAUGAGCUGAUUGCUGAGAACGGGGGAUGAGCAAGAGAGAGAAAGCUAGAGAAAGAGAGAAAAACACACACAUAGGAAAAGGAGAUCAUUUUAGUUUUUGUCUCCUUUCUUUGCAAAAUGCUGCGGGGGGUUUAAGUUUUUGUUCGAAGGCUACUCCUCUUUUACUCCUCUUUUCACAAUGUCCCAACUGGUGAAUAAUACAGUUAUUGUUGAGUUAUUGUUGCAGAUUGUUGAUUUUAUUCUGUGCUUUUCUCUCUCAGAUAUUAGACAACUGGAAGUACCACAAACCCAAAGUGGCCUCUUACUGGCUGGUGAAGUUGGAUUCCACCAAACAAAGGAAGGUGAGUGUUAUCAAAGCCACUAUCCUGAUUUUGUGUUUCAGUCAAAAUCAAGAGUCCACCUCUUGAUUCAUAAUGAAGAUGAGAGAUGGGGCUGGGGAAAUGUACCCACUCUUUUAUAACCUACAGUAUAUGGGUAUACAGUAUAUCAUUUAUUUAAAUUGCCAUUGAACAGCUGUAAAUAUAGCAGAUUGUACCUUUAAUGCUUGUAUUAAUUGUGUUAUAUUAUUUUCAUAUUGAGCCAUUUGGUAAUUCAGUACACCAGCGUUUCUGGAUGUGUGCAGAUUUCUUAGUGAGUGCUAUCAAAAACAUGUAAUUCCAUGCAUUUCAUUUAAAAAACUUGCUCCUCCCUUCUGGCCUCCCCGUUCAGUCCCCUUGACAGAUCUGGAUAGGUGAAAGCAAUAUGGUGGAAACUAGGAGGAGCUGUUGGUUACACCUGCCUUGUUGUCUCAGAUCUGUUCAGGGGAGUGAAUGAGGACUGAGGGGGAGGGAGCAAGUGGCUAUGCCUAGCAUCACCGUUGUUGACAGCCUUAGCUAGACAUAGCAAGGAAUAACAAGCAGUGAACAAAAGUUACAUUAAUGUUGUUGAUCUCUUAUGUGGGCUGUGGUGGUGGAAUGUGCUGGAAUGUAUGCUAUAGACUCUCUUGUCCCUGGUCCUUUCUAAUGAACACCAUACGUUGGCUGGGCUUGUAGCUAUCCUAGCACUCUGCUAUCUGAUUAGCAUUGGAGGCUGCCUAGUGAUGGUGGAGGUAGCAGUCAAAUAGAGACAACGUUACGCUAGCCCAUUAAAAGUGCAUCUCUGCCCUUAGAAACACACACUCUCCUAUAUCGACAAACACACAUACGCGAGCACGCACAGGAACACACACACACACAUCAUGGCCAUCAGUAAUGAGACAAGAAAUCAAAAGGCUCCACAGCAAUAGCAAUUACACUGCUCUGAAAUAUGCAAUAAAAGAGAAGGGAAAGGAGGGAUGAGGGAGCCCUCAUAGACCGCCUGCAAUCUCUGGUGCCUGUACUACUCUUUCUGCCUUCAUCAGAUACUGCCUACCUACACACUUUGUCUGAUUACUAUGUAUGUGUGUGUGUGUGUUUGUGUAUUGUGUGUGCAUCAGCUUCCAAGUAUACACAGCCACACCUGCCAGCUAAGAAAGAACACUCCCAAUAAACUAGAAACCUCAGGUUACAUUUUACAUUUUAGUCAUUUAGCAGACACUCUUAUCCAGAGCGACUUACAGUUAGUGAGUGCAUACAUUUUUUUAACUAGAAAAGGAGGUUUCAGUAGAAGCUUUAUUUGCUUGCUCAGCUGGCUGAAAGUAUUAUUAUUAAUGGUAGAGGAAAAAGUUGACAUAGUGAGAUAGUUAGGCCUAUAUCUUUGAAAUAUCUUCCAGUAAAACCAAUGAAAAGUAAAUAUUUGGUGACCAUUGAAACCAAGGUUCCAAUGUUGAUUAAUGCAACUUUAAAUGCUUACAGUUUAAAAAGUAACUUAUAGCCUAACAUAACAGUUAUGAAAAUGCUGCAUCGAAGCAGCUAAAGUAAGAAAAAAGUGUGUUUUGGAUGUCUACCUUAAAAGAUGAAAGAGACAAGUUUAACCGUCAAAUAAAUACACCUGCCUUAUUAUCACCCCUGGUGUCACCAUAACGUAAGACGCAGUUAACAGUACAAAUCACGCCUUAGAAAACUAUGUAGCUAGAUGACACUGGGUUCCAAUUUGCUUCAGCUAAACAGUGGAGUGCAGGAUAAUCCCUCAUACCAUCUGUAGUCUAGAUAUCCUUUACAAAUAUGUGAAAGUAGGCCUAGUGUAUUCUCGCAUUACUAAAUUAUGUAAACAGCAACAUAUUCCCUAAAACAUUGAAUGACCAAUGUUGCAUACAUCGAUCUCCUCUGCUCACGGUGCCAAUUACUAAUGAAAUCAUGCAACCGUGCAUGUCUUCGAUAGGGUAUGAAAUUAGAUAGGAGAAUAUCUUUAACAUUGUAGGCUAUACUGUAGAUUAGCCUAAAAACUAGUGGCACCUCGUCCUACAGACGGUAAAAACAAUGUUUCUAAGACUAGCCUACAGAAAGUGUUUCCUAAGCGAGCUAUCAGACAUUUUUCAUACUGUCCCGUUCAUUCUGUCUACAGUCGUGGUCAAAAGUUUUGAGAAUGACACAAAUAUUAAUUUUCACAAAGUCUGCUGCCUCAGCUUUUAUGAUGGCAAUUUGCAUAUACUCCAGAAUGUUAUGAAGAGUGAUCAGAUGAAUUGCAAUUAAUUGCAAUGUCCCUCUUUGCCAUGAAAAAACAUUUCCACUGCAUUUCAGCCCUGCCACAAAAGGACCAGCUGCCAUCAUGUCAGUGAUUCUCUCGUUAACACAGGUGAGAGUGUUGACGAGGACAAGGCUGGAGAUCACUCUGUCAUGCAGACUGGAAGUUUUAAAAGGAGGGUGGUGCUUGAAAUCAUUGUUCUUCCUCUGUUAACCAUGGUUACCUGCAAGGAAACACGUGCCGUCAUCAUUGCUUUGCACAAAAAGGGCUUCACAGGCAAGGAUAUUGCUGCUAGUAAGAUUGCACCUAAAUCAACCAUUUAUCGGAUAAUCAAGAACUUCAAGGAGAGAGGUUCAAUUGUUGUGAAGAAGGGUUCCUGGCGCCCAAGAAAGUCCAGCAAGUGCCAGGACCGUCUCCUAAAGUUGAUUCAGCUGCGGGAUCGGGGCACCACCAGUGCAGAGCUUGCUCAGGAAUGGCAGCAGGCAGGUGUGAGUGCAUCUGCAUGCACAGUGAGGCGAAUACUUUUGGAGGAUGGCCUGGUGUCAAGAAGGGCAGCGAGGAAGCCACUUCUCUCCAGGAAAAACAUCAGGGACAGACUGAUAUUCUGCAAAAGGUACAGGGAUUGGACUGCUGAGGACUGGGGUAAAGUCAUUUUCUCUGAUGAAUCCCCUUUCCGAUUGUUUGGGGCAUCCGGAAAAAAGCUUGUCCGGAGAAGACAAGGUGAGUGCUACCAUCAGUCCUGUGUCAUGCCAACAGUAAAGCAUCCUGGGACCAUUCAUGUGUGGGGUUGCUUCUCAGCCAAGGGAGUGGGCUCACUCACAAUUUUGCCGAAGAACACAGCCAUGAAUAAAGAAUGGUACCAACACAUCCUCCGAGAGCAACUUCUCCCAACCAUCCAAGAACAGUUUGAUGACGAACAAUGCCUUUUCCAGCAUGAUGGAGCACCUUGCCAUAAGGCAAAAGUGAUAACUAAGUGGCUCGGGGAACAAAACAUCAACAUUUUGGGUCAAUGGCCAGGAAACUCCCCAGACCUUAAUCCCAUUGAGAACUUGUGGUCGAUCCUCAAGAGGCGGGUGGACAAACAAAAACCCACAAAUUCUGACAAACUCCAAGCAUUGAUUAUGCAAGAAUGGGCUGCCACCAGUCAGGAUGUGGCCCAGAAGUUAAUUGACAGCAUGCCAGGGCGGAUUGCAGAGGUCUUGAAAAAGAAGGGUCAACACUGCAAAUAUUGACUCUUUGCAUAAACUGAAUGUAAUUGUCAAUAGAAGUCUUUGACACUUAUGGAAUGCUUGUAAUUAUACUUCAGUAUACCAUAGUAACAUCUGAGAAAAAUAUCUAAAAACACUGAAGCAGCAAACUUUGUGAAGACCAAUACUCAUUCUCAAAACUUUUGACCACGACUGUAGACUGUUGCAUUGGAUCAUUGGAAUGUGCAUAUCGUUGUCUUAACAGGUUCAAACAACCACACUUGUGUAUCCAUUCCACUAUGUUCCCACAGGCUCAUAGUGCGAGAAAACGCAAUUUAGGAAGGACAUUUCACUCCUUAUGGUAUAGAAUACAUUUCCCCAGAAAAAUACGACCCGGAGUUGCUCAAUGCGGUAUUUCUCUAACAAAUCAUCAACAUUAGGCCUAUAUCCAAAGUCUGAUUUUGUAACAUAAUACGUCCUACAACAAAGCACCGAGCACUGUUUACAGUGGUGCCGCUUCCUCGCAUCAACUUUUGGAGAUUUUAUGUUGCAGUGGUCGUCUUUAAAAAAAAGAAUCCACGGGUUGCAAAAAGUACAAUUAGGAUGACAGGAGCUGAAAUAUCCAGGCUUUAAAUUAUAAAGUCUUGUGGUAUGCUUGAAAUUACGUUGCGAUUUCCCAAAACUACACUUGUUUUUGUGGGAAAUCAGGUAUUUUGCAUUGAAUAUGAAAGUGUACAUGAAAAUAUGAAAACACUAUAAGCCUAUGUCACGUAUCAAAAUUAAUAGCUAUCUUACCUCAAUGUUGUUAUCCUACAGUGGCUUGCGAAAGUAUUCACCCCGCUUGGCAUUUUUCCUAUUUUGUUGCCUUACAACUUGGAAUUAAAAUAGAUUUUUGGGGGGUUUGUAUCAUUUGAUUUACACAACAUGCCUACCACUUUGAAGAUGCAAAAUAUUUUAUUUUGUGAAACAAACAAGAAAUAAGACAAAAAAACAGAAAACUUGAGCGUGCAUAACUAUUCACCCCCCCAAAGUCAAUACUUUGUAGAGCCACCUUUUGCAGCAAUUACAGCUGCAAGUCUCUUGGGGUAUGUCUCUAUAAGCUUGGCACAUCUAGCCACUGGGAUUUUUGCCUAUUCUUCAAGGCAAAACUGCUCCAGCUCCUUCAAGUUGGAUGGGUUCAACUGGUGUACAUCUUUAAGUCAUACCACAGAUUCUCAAUUGGAUUGAGGUCUGGGCUUUGACUAGGCCAUUCCAAGACAUUUAAAUGUUUCCCCUUAAACCACUUGAGUGUUGCUUUAGCAGUAUGCUUAGGGUCAUUGUCCUGCUGGAAUGUGAACCUCUGUCCCAGUCUCAAAUCUCUGGAAGACUGAAACAGGUUUCCCUCAAGUAUUUCCCUGUAUUUAGCACCAUCCAUCAUUCCUUCAAUUCUGACCAGUUUCCCAGUCCCUGCCGAUUAAAAACAUCCCCAAAGCAUGAUGCUGCCACCACCAUGCUUCACUGUGGGGAUGGUGUUCUCAGGGUGAUGAGAGGUGUCGGGUUUGCGCCAGACAUAGCGUUUCCCUUGAUGGCCAAAAAGCUCAAUUUUAGUCUCAUCUGACCAGAGUACCUUCUUCCAUAUGUUUGGGGAGUCUCCCACAUGCCUUUUGGUGAACACCAAAAGUGUUUGCCAAAAAGCCCAGCUCUGUGGAGUGUACGGCUUAAAGUGGUCCUAUGGACAUAUACUCCAAUCUCCGCUGUGGAGCUUUGCAGCUCCUUCAGGGUUAUCUUUGGUCUCUUUGUUGCUUCUCUGAUUAAUGCCCUCCAUGCCUGGUCCAUGAGUUUUGGUGGGUGGCCCUCUCUUGGCAGGUUUGUUAUGGUGCCAUAUUCUUUCAAUUUUUUAAUAAUGGAUUUAAUGGUGCUCCGUGGGAUGUUCAAAGUUUCUGAUAUUUUUUUAUAACCCAACCCUGAUCUGUACUUCUGCACAACUUUGUCCCUGACCUGUUUGGAGAGCUCCUUGGUCUUCAUGGUGCCGCUUGCUUGGUGGUGCCCCUUGCUUAGUGGUGUUGCAGACUCUGGGGCCUUUCAGAACAGGUGUGUGUAUAUAUACUGAGAUCAUGUGACAGAUCAUGUGACACUUAGAUUGCACACAGGUGGACUUUAUUUAACUCAUUCUGUGACUUCUGAAGGUAAUCUGUGCCUGCAAUUUAACAUCAUGAGCAGAACCCCUAUCAUUGUCCUGUCUUGCCACAGCACUGUGAACUGCGGCACAUUGAAGCAUACAGUAUGAUUGGUCUAUUUACAGUUGAAGUCAGAAGUUUACAUACACCUUAGCCAAAUACAUUUAAACUCAGUUUUUCACAAUUCCUGAUAUUUAAUCCUAGUAGAAAUUCCCUGUCUUAGGUCAGUUAGGAUCACCACUUUAUUUUAAGAAUGUGAAAUGUCAGAAUAAUAGUAGAGAGAAUGAUUUAUUUCAGCUUUUAUUUCUUUCAUCACAUUCCCAGUGGGUCAGUAGUUUACAUACACUCAAUUCGUAUUUGGUAGCAUUGCCUUUAAAUUGUUUAACUUGGGUCAAAUGUUUCGGGUAGCCUUCCACAAGCUUCCCACAAUAAGCUGGGUGAAUUUUGGCCCAUUCCUCCUGACAGAGCUGGUGUAACUGAAUCAGGUUUGUGGGCCUCCUUGCUCGCACACGCUUUUUCAGUUCUGCCCACACAUUUUCUAUAGGAUUGAGGUCAGGGCUUUGUGAUGGCCACUCCAAUACCUUGACUUUGUUUUCCUUAAGCCAUUUUGCCACAACUUUGGAAGUAUGCUUGGGGUCAUUGUCCAUUUGGAAGACCCAUUUGCGACCAAGCUUUAACUUCCUGACUGAUGUCUUGAGAUGUUGCUUCAAUAUGUCUACAUAAUUUUCCUUCCUCAUGAUGCCAUCUAUUUUGUGAAGUGCACCAGUCCCUCCUGCAGCAAAGCACCCCCACAGCAUGAUGCUGCCACCCCCGUGCUUCACGGUUGGGAUGGUGUUCUUCGGCUUGCAAGCAACCCCCUUUUUCCUCCAAACAUAAUGAUGGUCAUUAUAGCCAAACAGUUCUAUUUUUGUUUCAUCAGACCAGAGGAGAUUUCUCCAAAAAGUACAAUCUUUGUCCCCAUGUGCAGUUGCAAACCGUAGUCUGGCUUUUUUAUGGUGGUUUUGGAGCAGUGGCUCCUUCCUUGCUGAGCGGCCUUUCAGGUUAUGUCGAUAUAGCACUCGUUUUACUGUGGAUAUAGAUACUAUUUUACCCGUUUCCUCCAGCAUCUUCACAAGGUCCUUUGCUGUUGUUCUGGGAUUGAUUUGCACCUUUUCAAAGUACCAAAGUACGUUCAUCUCUAGGAGACAGAACGCGUCUCCUUCCUGAGCGGUAUGACGGCUGCGUGGUCCCAUGGUGUUUAUACUUGCGUACUAUUGUUUGUACAGAUGAACGUGGUACCUUCAGGCGUUUGAAAAUUGCUCCCAAGAAUGAACCAGACUUGUGGAGGUCAACAAUAUUUUUUCUGAGGUCUUGGCUGAUUUAUUUUGAUUUUCCCAUGAUGUCAAGCAAAGAGGCACUGAGUUUGAAGGUAGGCCUUGAAAUACAUCCACAGGUACACCUCCAAUUGACUCAAAUGAUGUCAAUUAGCCUAUCAGAAGCUUCUAAAUCCAUGACAUCAUUUUCUGGAAUUUUCCAAACUGUUUAAAGGCACAGUUCUUUUUUGUUUAAAAAAAAAGUUUUUAAACCUUUAUUUAACUAGGCAAGUCAGUUAAGAACAAAUUCUUAUUUACAAUGACGGCCUAAACCGGCCAAACCCGGACGACGCUGGGCCAAUUGUGCGCUGCCCUAUGGUCGACCUAUGGGCGGCGCACAACCUUCAACUUAAUGUAUGUAAACUUCUGACCCCCUGGAAUUGUGAUACAGUGAAUUAUAAGUGAAAUAAUCUGUCUGUAAACAAUUGUUGGAAAAAUUACUUGUGUCAUGCACAAAGUAGAUGUCCUAACCGACUUAACAGUGGAGUGGUUGAAAAACAAGUUUUAUGACUCCAACCUAAGUGUAUGUAAACUUCCGACUUCAACUGUAUGUAAGGGAUCAAGGAGAUUAGAUGCAUGUUUUAAAGAAACACCCUCAAGAGUGGAGAUGAAUGGAGAGAGAGAACGUUCUCUGCUGAGUUUAUAAAACUGUAAAAAGAGUAGCACGGGAGCGCUGUUUUAUGUACAAUGUUGUCAACAUAAUUAGGUUGCUGUUACUCCCGUCCCUAUUGCAGAAUGCAGCCUUUUGACAAUAUGUACCAAAGUCGAUUUAAUCCACACUUGCAUUAGUCCCCUCGUUUGGUGAUUGCCAUUUAGGCUGUGACAACGAAAAGGCAGCAUUUACAUUUUAGUCAUUUAGCAGACGCUCUUAUCCAGAGCGACUUACAGUUAGUGAGUGCAUACAUUUUUCAUACUGGCCCCCCGUGGGAAACGAACCCACAACCCUGGUGUUGCAAGCGCCAUGCUCUACCAACUGAGCAGACAUUAUGUUUUAGCAGGGAAGUUUAGUAUGGUGACCUGAUCAUUUUGUCAAACAGAUUAUGAUCCCAAAAGUGUAAGUUUGAUUCCCAAAAUAAUUUAGUUAGGGUGUAGUGGCAGAUUUAUGUCAUUUUGUCUUCAGGAGAUUUUAUUAUCUGUUAUCUAUUUACUUUAUUUAGUCUGAUCAGUGGAAACAUAGGGUAAUUAAUGUGCUUGUCAGCAAGAACACUACUGUUAUUCCCCACACUUAUUUUAUUAUUCCAAUUUUGCCAGUGUAAUCACAUAUCUGAAAUCUUUGAAAAUGAAUUAUAUUAGUCUAUGCAUUGUUGCAGCCAUUCAUGGAUAGUUUUGAAUAAGUCAUACAAAUAAGCAUUGGAUAUUAAAUGCUCCAGGAAUCAAAUAUAAUUUUUGACAUUUUAGUAUUGUGCACAUGCUAGGCAGAGAUGGUAUGGUGGGUCACAAUUCAUAAACACAUCAUAUUUUGUCUAUGUAGAGUAAGAUGAUGGCAAGGAUCUUCAACUAGUAGGCAUAAACCACCUAAAUAUUGAUAUUCAUUAGAUUUUUCUUGAAGGUUGGGGGACACACAAAACUUGGGAAACAUAGAUCAGGGGUGGCCAACCCUCCUGGAGAGCCAGCAGGAUUUUCUUCCAGCCCUAUUUUAAAGCGAUAUUUCACCCAAAUGACAAAAUACAACAUGUUUGUGUCCUUACCUUGAAAGCAGUCUAUGGACAAGGAGACUGCAGUCUAUGAGUUGGUUACCCACUGCCAUCAACCAUUAAUAUAAAAAUGUGCAGAGCCUUGGUGUAGUGGUAACACUCACCGGCACCUGUCACAUACAACUUUCCACCUGAGAACAUGGAUCAACUCCUGCUUCCAACCUUCCCACUGUUUCUAGCAUUUGCCUGUCUCCCUAUCUCAUUUCAUUACUGUAUGAAUAAAACAUGUUAAAACAAUAUUUGCAUACUUUACAUUUCACCCCCCAAAAAAUCUCAAAGUAAGAAAUUAUGAGUGUUCAUUUAAUGUUCAAAGCAUCCUGAAUACACCUGACCUGUGGUUUUUAUUAAGAUAAAAUUCACCCUUGUCAUAGGCCUAAGCCUUGUCAAAAUAUGUAGAAUUGCAGGAAAUGAGCUUUAAAACAGUGCAAUCUUCCCCGUCUAGGAGUUGUGCCACUGAAAUUCACAGCAAAUCUCACUCCAAGCUUUCUUCAAAAGUUGGCAGCCCUAUAAAUGGCUUAUUUUAUCAGUAAAAAAGCAUUAGUAGGACUAUAGGAAACAUCAGGCAUUGAAUUUAGUGUUAUUUUGACAACAUUUGCGUACUUCAGCUUAUACAAGGAGUUACUUGUUGCUGGGUUGCUAGCCAAUUAAGUUUAGUUUUGAAACACCAUGUUAACUAAUGGGAGUUUUUGGAGUUACAAAAAGCUAAAUAUUGUAAAAGGAGGUAUAAUAGUUAUCAGAAUGAUUUUUGCAGGGUUUGUAAUUUGGAGUGUUCUGUAUCUUAAAAGGUGUACAAAUAGCAGUGUUCCAAAAAAUUUCAUAUUUUGGUCACCCUCCAUGUUAAAAUUAGCAUUUUUAAGUGAUUAUAUUUUUUAAAGUAUGAUGAGUAUAAAAAACUAAUUUCAGCAACUCAAGUUAGACCUCUCUGCACAUUAUAAAGUUGAAAUGGUAUGUUUUGCAUAAAAGCUGUAGGAUGAGUAGCGAUGGGAAUAAUAAUAAUAAGUAAUUGGAAGUAUGACGAAUAACAGUAGUGUGUUGCUUCGCAAGCACACUAUCUAAUUCCCUGUUAGAUUCUUAAUAUAUUAUUGCAUUGCGGUGGUCUUUCAUGCUGUCCCCCUGGCGUCUGUUCAAACCUUGAUUUAUUUAGAUUUUCUUUCUCUCCCUCCCUCUAUCUUGUGAGUUUUUUUAAUGUUUGAUGAAGGUUCUUGACAUCGUACGUGCUAACGUUUUUUUCUCUCUAUCACUCUCCCUUUUUCUCGUCUGUUUCUUUAAUGUAUCAUGAAGGUUCUGGACAUCGUCCGUACCAACGUGCGCUCGGUGCUGCAGCGGAUUUGGAGGGAGCCCGACGUGGACAGUUUACAUUUGUACCGCCUUUUCAACCGCGUCUUCAACCGACUGCUCUGGAGCCAUGGACAGGGCCUGUGGAACUUGUUCUCCAACACUGGGUAGGUCUCUCUCUCUCUCUCUCUCUCUCUCUCUCUCUCUCAAUAACUGAUUUCUCUUCAAUACUUGGUACUGUAGUGCUCAAUCCCAUAUCGACCCCUACCCACUAUCCCCUAUGCACCUGCAAAGAUAUGAGAGUAUUAACAAUAUGGUAAUAGCUCCACCAUGCCCUCACCCUCUGAUAGGCUAAGUGGAAUUUUCACCAUUGUGCUUACACCUAUCCAAUUCUCUCAGAUCACCCCAAGUGCAUAGAGGGUAGGGGCUAGGGAUCGAUUUGGGAUUGUGCGUGUAUCUCUCUCUGUCUUGAUAAGUGCAUAUUUCAGUAACAAAUGUCCAACAAGUAUGUAACAACUGAAAUCCAUGCUACAGCAUGAUAAUGACAGAAUUUUUAGGCUCCACAUUAUGCAAAAUGCAUGUUUGAUUGACAGCUGGUGGACUUAUUGACAGGCCGAGACAUGCGCUGCUGUGGAGAUGGCAGACAGACAGACAAAAAGACAGACAGACUGGCAGAGAGCCGGACAGACAGAGUAGACAGACAGACAGGCAGACAUACAGAGUAGACAGGCAGACAGACCGUGUAGACAGACAGAGUAGACAGACAUUCCCUCUCAUCCUGCGAAGAGCUACAGGGAUGAAAGCAACGCGUGUCUAUCAGAGUCGAGACACAUUUUGCAGUCUGCAUAAUGUGGCCACAGAUCUUGUUUUCUUAUCAUCUAGGCUUUUUAUGUGUCAGAAAGGAAGGAAGGAAGGAAGGAAGGAAGGAAGGAAGGAUGGAUGGCUAAAGUAGGUCCCAUACUCUUCUUUCCUCACCCACUUCUGUUUGUUAGUAAGGUCCUUUGAUGUCUCUCCCGACUUUUUUUGUGUGCCAUUUUUGUGCCGACUGUAAGUGGCUUUCUACAUAGUGACUCAUCUUACUCUGCAUCCUUGUAGAAACACACACACACACACUCCUAUUCACAAAUGCACACACACGAACAUUAUAUUAUAUCAUCUUCAAGAGCCAGCUGUGGUUCAGCCAGCUUCUCAUCUCGUUGCUGAUAAAGGUUCAACCUUUUCCUCCCUCUCCAUAUUAUUUUUGUAACCAGUUAGCAGCGCCGCCACCUCGCUCGUCGUGGGGGGCUACGUGGGUUUUUGUAUAGCUGCCCCGGCAACUGCCACAGCUGGUAAUUGAUUGUCAAUGACCGAGUGCGCCGUACUGUAGCCUGUGAACAGGCCUUGUUCGAGUCAGUGAGUGGCUUUAUUUCACUUGAUGAGAGUCCGAGUCUCCAAGCGGAUUAGCCAGCGGAUGCGGCUCAGGCACCACUUGCUGCUUGUGUCUAAUUAGGGUGCGCACUCCGGAAGGACGUGGGCCGCCCUAGCCACAGGAUAAACGCCCCGCCCCCUCAGUUGAGACGGAGAGGAGAGACAUUAAAACGCCCCGCCCCCUCAGUUCUCUCACAGAUCUGAGCGCCUCACAGUCGGGGGGAAUGGCCAGUGUGAUAAAGGGGGUUAAAUGUACAGCAUUUGUUUUAUCAGCUUAUGUCUUUGUGUGUGUGUGCUCUGUGGCGCAGCUCGUCAUGGGAGACCAUCUUCAAUAAGAGCAGCGAGGUGGUGUCGCCGCAGGAGCUCCAGUGCUGCCAGAGGCUGGUGCAGCUGUGCAGGGACUGCCUUCUCGUUGUCUACAAGUUCGUCUCCGAGUCCCGGGGCUCGCUCACCGGCCUCAACCCCGAAUGGGACGACACUAGGUAAGGAUCAACAUCCAAUCAACAUCCAUUCUUCUUUUGUUUUCUACUGAUGAAACAAAUCAUUUUCGCAACUGAUAUGCUUCCAACUUGGGUUGUAAAAUUCCAUACACUUAAAAAUAAAUCUUGGUUGGAGGUAGAAACUUUCCUGAAGUUCCCGGGUUUUUCCUGAAAUUCUGAUUGGAGGUAGAAACUUUCCCAGUUCCCAGGUUCUACAGAAUUCCUGUUUAGAGGUCUCUAUGCUAAUUCCCUCCUGAUUCUGGGAAGCCUCCAAACGGCAUUUCUGAGAAAAAAAACUGGGAACUUAGGGAAUUUUUUACCCCUACCCCCAAUAUGGAGUUGUUAGUGAGACAACACACAAGACUUGGACAACGUUAUGAUUCCCAUUGGUAUUUCAAUGUUUCGAAUCUCAGACCUGAUGAAAAUUCCACUGGGGAUCAGAAUGUUGCCCAAGUGUUGUGCACCCCACCAAUACAUAAUUUUUUUUUUCAUGCAUUUUCUUUCUCUAUCUAGCACCUGAACCAAGUGGUAGGUGUUUAUAUUUUCUCUUCCAGUGUUUCUUCCACUUCCCGCCUAACUCUGUUGCCCCCUGCCAACUCUAAUAUUACUCCUUACCCUUCCCAAUCCCGAUACCAACACACACACAAAUUUCAAAAAGUAUGGGUCUCAUUUGAAACUUUGCAUGCCGGCAGCUCACAACGUUAUUUCCGCACAUUUGUGCCCCAACAACCCCCCAUCUCGCCCUAACUACGAUUCUUCACAGGAAUCUCACCUGACCAACACCUUACCCCAGCCUCUAUACCCCUUCUAUAACACUUCUAUUUUUAAGGUCGAUCCUCGUAAGACUUGGUGGGGGGUUGGUUUUGAAUGUGUAAACUUUUAAGAUGCGUCCCAAAUGGCACCCUAUCACCUAUAUAGUGCACUACUUUUGACUGUAGCCUAUGGGCCCUGGUCAAAAGUAGUGCACUAUAUAGGGAAUAGGAUGCUAUUUGGAACACAAGCUAAGAACACACAGGGCUACAAUGUUAACAGGAAGGAAUGACCUUGGGAUUAGCGUGCAGGUUAGCAGGCCCCCUGAGGCCAGUUUAAUUCAAUUAUGAGCCAGAUGAGGCGUACCACAAAUUACCUUACGCCUGCUCCUUCCCCCAGCACGCUUUAGAUGAUUCAUAACCAGUGUAUAUUUAACAGGCUAUCACUUUGCACUUUCUAACUUAGUCAUUAAAAGGGUGGGGUUUGGGGGGAUUUUGGAUAGUCUGUAUUAGGUUCCGAUCAUCACCAUAAAGGAAAAAGUACAAAUUUAACAAAUACCUAACAAUGCUGUAACGUUAGUAAAAAAAAAGUAACUUUAGCUACUUUAUUAACUGUGCGCUUUCUCCCCUUCCUACAGUAAAUAACAACAACUCCAUUCAGAUUAUUAAGUAGCAGCCUACCUGUUUUUACUCUUGGUGUUGUAGCCUGUACUUCUCAUUUAACUUUUAGUUCUGUCAUUUUAAUUCCAUCUUCCAUUGAUUAGCUUAGAUAUCUCAGAAUAACUUGCUAUACGGAGGCUCUAGCUCUGACUGUAGCCUAGUGCCGGUUUGAUGACUUGUGAUUGGACGACAACAACAACAAGCUACACACGCCACUGUCAUGAAAAGCAAAAGCAGCAUAAAUUAUAAAAAUGUCUCUCUCUUUGCAGGAAGCGUGAUGUAGACCAUCAAUAUUGUGAAUUCACGUGAAAUGUUAUGAUUUAUUUCUUAUAGUUUUAACAGAAAACCGUCUGUUUAAACAGUAUUUUUGACCAGAGCAUAAUAGUCGACUGUGUAACUGAAUCUCUUUUGAAGAACUUCAUGCCUUAUCUUUGAGGAACUUGACGCCUUUCAAUGGCAAGAGACAGGGGUGGGAGUGAUGUGGUGUGUGUGUGUGUGUGUGUCGGACUCCUUAUUUAGAAGUUUUUAUUGACAGGUAUUAUUUUAGAUUAUGAGAUUGGGAGAUAGAUGAGAGGGAUACAGCGUAGAAAAAGUGAGUGGCGGAACAGGUAUCGAACCACUGCCUCCAGGGGAUUAUGUGGUUCGGCCCCGGCAUCAAUAGCCCUAGACCAGCCAGCAGCACACGUUUAGCACUCCUAUGGGGAAAGUCAUGCAUAUGAAAGAGAAUUAAGCAACCUGCCUGAAUGAAUACUAUUUACCUGCUUAGCCCCUGAGGGGUAUCCUUCCUUCUGUCCAUUAAAAUAAUAAAUUGGUCUAUCUCUCUUAACUUCCUGUGUGUGUGUGUGCUCACCAUGGAAGCUCACCAUUGGCUGCAGGACCAGCCACCUCCGCCCAUGGCUCUUCUUCCUCUUCCACUGCCUCUUCUUCCUCUGCCACCUCGCCCAUUGACGCAGGUCUAUGCUCGAUUCAGUGACCUCUAUUCUUCCCCUCACUCCGGCUUCACCCCUUUGCUGCCUACAGUCUGACUGAGUCCUCACCAGGGUUGAUCUCAAAAUGCUUGGAAAGACCACAUGUUGCAAAUAUCAAAAUGUUAGUGGAGACACCUUGAUAGUUUUGGAGGCAGCUUUAUGUUUUCUGGCAAAGAGCAGUGUGGUAGCUAACUAACUGUGAAUAAGUGAAUUGUUUCGCCCCUCAGCUAGCCAAGUUAGAUAGCUACCUAGCUAAAUGCAGCAUUAUGUUUGCUAGUAAAGAGCAGUGUGGUAGCUAACUAACUGAAUAAGUGAAUAGUUUCACCCCACGGUUAGCCAAGUUAGUUAGCUAGCUAAAGUUAUUUACAGUUAGUUAGCAACUGCUCCUACACUCUUUCGCUAGCUACCGUAAUGCUGUCAAAAACAUGUGGUAAUGAGGUGUCUCUAGUUGUGUUUACACUUUCCAAGUGUAUUCCAUUUCAAUUCAGUCAACUCUGGAAGGAAAUCGAAAUUCAACAUUCAAGAAUCCAAAAGUAUUGGACCCUUGGACUUUCAAUUCAUCCUCUGAAUUUGACUGAAAUAAAAAUGGAAUUGAGCCCUACCCCAAUUCCUCACUGCACACCUUCCUGCUAACUGUGGCUUGCUGUAGCUGUGUCCCAGUAGUCUCAGAUAGAUUCCUCACCUUGUCUCCUUUUUCGUCAGACUUAGUCUAAUAAAGGUUAAGAAAGCUGUCUGGUGAAAGGACAGAUUAGAGGUCAUGUAGGGAAGGAGGCAAGGAAAGUAAACAAGUUGAGACUGUUGGGAAGUAGCCUGUCAACAUGCAAUCGCAAGAGACUGUGAGCCCUGGCCGGCCAAUAACCUAACCUCUUCUCGUCACUGACACAGAAUGGGUUCCAUCGCACUGCGUGCUUAGCACAGUUUCACAACGAUGGCCAUCCUUCCUUUGAUUCCAUCAGACACUUGUGAAUGCCCCAUGGCCACCAUGGGGCUGGUUACGGUUAUUUUGUCAUUAGCCACAUGCUUUGUCUCGAUGGGGUGACAUUAUGUCUGCCUAUGAGAAGAGCACCAUCUUGCACCUGUCACCUCCUUCUGCUAGCCUGUGACUCAUACCCUACUCACUGCCGUUGUGUCUGGACCCCCUGACCUGCAUCCUUAUGCUGCCUGCUUACCUGACACACACACACACACUAACACGCUCGUAAAUGCACACAUAUGCAACACACACGCGCAUGCCAAACACACACACACUCACACACACACUCUCAAAUACGCAUUUUACACAGACAUAUUGUGCGGUACACACACACACACUGGAGUGGAGUGGGUCUCAGUGAUGAGAGACACUGCCACUCUAACUUAAGCACCUCUCAUGGUAGGAGUACAGAACACAUGUGUCACUGAUCACAUACAGUAGGUCUCAGAACAGGCCUUCUCUUUCUGUGUGGGCAGAACAUAUGAACAUAGCCACACAACAGUAUUAUUGUGUGCCUAGAUGUCUUUUCAAACUACUGAACUGAACCAAGCCGAACCAAACCAAGAUUUACUGAGCUGGCCUGGUUACACAUCCACCAUAGUUGCUUGAAUCCAGCUGAAAAGUACAAUGUGAAUUAUUCUAUUCAGUACAGUUAAGUGUCGGGACCAUAUCACGUGAUCGGCCUACCUAGUGUGGAAAGAUUGUUCUCUGUGUGAAUUCCUGAGAAGUAGAAAGGGAAAAGAGUACACACAAUCACCAACCACCACCCACAAGCAUCACCGCAUAGUCCAUGUUUGAAUUUCAUUUCUUGCAGUGGCAUUUCCAUACAUUGGCCAACAAGUGUUCCGUGGAAGAAAUAUGGUAAUGCCUUCCAAGAAGUAUAAUAAACACCAAAGUUUCAGACUGAUCCCCUUCGAACACGGUCUAGGGGGUUUGUAAUAAAACUCAAACAGAACGGAAUCAGAUAGAGAGGAAAGCCUUCAGGAGAAAUCAAAGCUUCUUCCGAAAUGGCUCCCUAUUCCCUAUGUAGUGCACUACUUUUAAACAGAUUAGGGAAUAGGGUGCCAUUUUGGACGCAGACAACAUAAUCAGAAACCAGGAAAGGGAUGAAUCCGAAAGGUGACAGACAAUCCCGCAACACCAUCCUACUGUACGUUUAAAUGUCAAUGUUGAAACUCGCAUCGGAAACCAUUGUAAGCAGUGCCCCUGAAGUUGUGAGGAUGUAGCGAAGCAGUGCAGCAAUACGAGAGGGUAUUGGCUAAGUAAUCCGCUCUCCCUCUCUUCCGGCCUUGCUCCAUUGAAUGGUUGAGCUCUAGAACAGGCCAAGUAGUACUGUGGGUGGGUAGUUUAACAACCGCAAUCGAAAAGCUUGUGCUUGACAAGUACCCGCACGGCCCACUUGAGUGGUUUUCAAGGACAUUCUUCUUGAGCUAAAUGAAGUUAAUUUGAAUCCUGCUCAACUCUCCUGGGUCGGGCUCUGUUGCGGCAGAUGCCCUCGACGCAGCAAGUCUUUUUUUCGGUCGACUUUAAAAAGAAGAAGAAGAAGCAGCUCGACUAAUUUUUCCAGGAGAUAUUUUACAGGGAAAGUCUGUCAGAGUGAACAGUGGUAUCUGGCAGCUAACAUAAUAACAUUAUUUCACACCAUAAUCCAUAUGGUUUAGUUGACAAACUGUUUUAUUAGAGUUACCCAUUGAAAAUCUGUAUAAUUGGAGCAAGCAGUUUUUUACUCAUGUAAUUUUUGUUCUCCCUGACUUACUUAAUUGAUGUCCCUUGCCAUUUUGAAUGAGUUUAAAUAUUGAUACAUAUAGUUAAAUUACAUAUUAUAUGCCUUGUUAUUAGACAUUAUAAAGGUUCAUACAUGCUUAUAAGUUAUAAAGCAAAGUGUUACAGUGAGUUGUUUGUGUUUGAGCUGUACUAAUAUUUAAAGAGGAAAUCUGCAGUUCAAACAAUAACAAAGUGGUAAACUCGCCACUUUUUUGGUAAACAGCUUAGGCAUGGGGCUGAAGAAAUGUAACUACUCUCAAAUUCAUAGACAGAGCUAUGGAUGCAUUUUCAACAUCUCCCUGACCCAGUCUGUAAUACCUACAUGUUCCAAGCAGACCACCAUAGUCCCUGUGCCCAAGAACGCCAAGAUAACCUGUCGUAGCACUCACAUCAAUGCUUUGAAAGGCUGGUCAUGACUCACAUCAACACCAUCAUCCCAGACACCCUGGACCCACUCCAAUUCACAUACUGCACCAACAGAUCCACAGAUGACGCAAUCUCUAUUGCACUCCACACUGCCCUCUCUCACCUGAACAAGAGAAACACCUAUGUGAGAAUGCUGUUCAGUGACUACAGCUCAGCGGUCAACACCAUAGUACCCUCCAAGCUCAUCACUAAGCUAAUGGCCCUAGGUCUGAACACCUCCCUCUGCAACUGGAUCCUGGAUUUCCUGACGGACCGCCCCCAGGUGGUGAGGUUAAGCAAUAACACAUCCGCCACGCUGACCCGCAACAUGGGGACCCCUCGGGGGUGCGUGCUUAGUCCCCUGCUGUACUCCCUGUUCAUCCACGACUCCAACACCAGCAUUAAGUUAGCUGACGACAUGACGGUGGUAGGCCUGAUCACCGACGACAGUGAGACGGCCUAUAAGUAGAGAUCAGAGACCUGGCAGUGUGGUGCCAGGACAACAACCUCUCAACGUCAGCAAGACAAAGGAGCUGAUCGUGGACUACAGGAAAUGGAGGGCCGAACACACCCCCAUUCACAUCGACGGGGCUGUAGUGGAGCUGGUCGAGAGCUUCACCACUUGGUACGGCAACUGCUUGCAUCCUACCGAAAGGUGCUACAGAGGGUAUUGCAUACGGCCCAGUACAUCACUGGGGCCAUACUCGCUGUCAUCCAGGACCUCUAUACCAGGCAUAUAGGCCCAACAUUUAAAAAAAAAGAUUCCAGCCACCCAGGUCAUAGACUGGUCUCUCUGCUACCGCACAGCAAGUGGUACUGAUGCACCAAGUCUGGAACCAACAGGACCCUGAACAGCUUCUACCCCCAAGCCAUAAGACUGCUAAAUAGUUAGUUAAAUAGUUAACCAAAUAGCUACCCGGACUAUCUGCAUUGACCUUUUUUGCAAACACUUUUUUUUUUACUGAUCACAUAACGCUGCUUCUAAUGUUUUAAAUAUCCUGUUGCCUAGUCACUUAAUUCCUAGUUAUAUGUACUGUACAUACAGUGGGGAGAACAAGUAUUUGAUACACUGCCGAUUUUGCAGGUUUUUCUACUUACAAAGCAUGUAGAGGUCUGUCAUUUUUAUCAUAGGUACACUUCAACUGUGAGAGACGGAAUCUAAAACAAAAAUCACAUUGUAUGAUUUUUAAGUAAUUCAUUUGCAUUUUAUUGCAUGACAUAAGUAUUUGAUACAUCAGAAAAGCAGAACUUAAUAUUUGGUACAGAAACCUUUGUUUGCAAUUACAGAGAUCAUACGUUUCCUGUAGGUCUUGACCAGGUUUGCACACACUGCAGCAGGGAUUUUGGCCCACUCCUCCAUACAGACCUUCUCCAGAUCCUUCAGGUUUCGGGGCUGUCGCUGGGCAAUACGGACUUUCAGCUCCCUCCAAAGAUGUUCUAUUGGGUUCAGGUCUGGAGACUGGCUAGGCCACUCCAGGACCUUGAGAUGCUUCUUACGGAGCCACUCCUUAGUUGCCCUGGCUGUGUGUUUCGGGUCAUUGUCAUGCUGGAAGACCCAGCCACGACCCAUCUUCAAUGCUCUUACUCUUACUCUUAGGGAAGGAGGUUGUUGGCCAAGAUGUCGCGAUACAUGGCCCCAUCCAUCCUCCCCUCAAACGGUGCAGUCGUCCUGUCCUCUUUACAGAAAAGCAUCCCCAAAGAAUGAUGUUUCCACCUCCAUGCUUCACGGUUGGGAUGGUGUUCUUGGGGUUGUACUCAUCCUUCUUCUUCCUCCAAACACGGCGAGUGGAGUUUAGACCAAAAAGCUCUAUUUUUGUCUCAUCAGACCACACAACCUUCUCCCAUUCCUCCUCUGGAUCAUCCAGAUGGUCAUUUGCAAACUUAAGACGGGCCUGGACAUGCGCUGGCUUGAGCAGGGGAACCUUGCGUGCGCUGCAGGAUUUUAAUCCAUGACGGCGUAGUGUGUUACUAAUGGUUUUCUUUGAGACUGUGGUCCCAGCUCUCUUCAGGUCAUUGACCAGGUCCUGCCGUGUAGUUCUGGGCUGAUCCCUCACCUUCCUCAUGCCCCACGAGGUGAGAUCUUGCAUGGAGCCCCAGACUGAGGGUGAUUGACCGUCAUCUUGAACUUCUUCCAUUUUCUAAUAAUUGCGCCAACAGUUGUUGCCUUCUCACCAAGCUGCUUGCCUAUUGUGCUGUAGCCCAUCCCAGCCUUGUGCUGCAAUUUUAUCCCUGAUGUCCUUACACAGCUCUCUGGUCUUGGCCAUUGUGGAGAUGUUGGAGUCUGUUUGAUUGAGUGUGUGGACAGUUGUCUUUUAUACAGGUAACAAGUUCAAACAGGUGCAGUUAAUACAGGUAAUGAGUGGAGAACAGGAGGGCUUCUUAAAGAAAAACUAACAGGUCUGUGAGAGCCGGAAUUCUUACUGGUUGGUAGGUGAUCAAAUACUUAUGCCAUGCAAUAAAAUGCAAAUGAAUUACUUAAAAAUCAUACAAUGUGAUUUUCUGGAUUUUUGUUUUAGAUUCCGUCUCUCACAGUUGAAGUGUACCUAUGAUAAAAAUUACAGACCUCUACAUGCUUUGUAAGUAGGAAAACCUGCAAAAUCGGCAGUGUAUCAAAUACUUGUUUUCCCCACUGUAUCUAGCCCAAUUUCCUUGUACUCCUGCACAUCGACUCGGUACUGGUACCCUGUGUAUAUAGCUAAGUUAUCGUUACUCAUUGUGUAUUUAUUAUUACACUGAACGAAAAUAUUAAUGCAACAUGCAACAAUUUCAAAGAUUUUACUGAGUUACAGUUCAUAUGAGGAAAUCAGUCAAUUGAAAUUAAUUAAUGAGGCCCUAAUCUAUGGAUUUCACAUGACUAGGAAUACAGAUAUGCAUCAGUUGGUCACAGAUGCCUUUCAAAAAAAGAUAGUUGCAUGGAUCAGAAAACCAGUUAGUAUCUGGUGUGACCACAAUUUGCCUCAUGCAGCGCGAUCUAGAGCAUCCCAAACUCAAUGGGUGACAUGCCUGGUGAGUAUGCAGGCCAUUGCAGAACUGCGACAUUUUCAGCUUCUAGGAAUUGUGUACAAAUCCUUGUGACAUGGGGCCGUGCAUUAUCAUGCUGAAACAUGAGGUGAUGGCGGCGGAUGAAUUGCACGACAAUGGGCCUCAGGAUCUCUUCACGGUAUCUCUGUGCAUUCAAAUUGCCAUCAAUAAAAUUGUGUUCAUUAACCGUAGUUUAUGCCUACCCAUACCAUAACCCCACCGCCACCAUGGGGCAUUCUGUUCACAAUGUUGAUAUCAGCAAACCGCUCGCCCACACGAUGGCCAUCUGCCCGGUACAGUUGAAACCAGGAUUCAUCCGUGAAGGGCACACUUCUCCAGAGUGCCAGUGGCCAUCGAAGGUGAACAUUUGCCUACUGAAGUCGGUUACGACGCCGAACUGCAGUCAGGUCAAGACCCUGGUGAGGACGACGAACACACAGAUGAGAUUCCCUGACACGGUUUCUGAAAGUUUGUGCAGAAAUUCUUCGGUUGUGCAAACCCAUAGUUUCAUCAGCUGUCUGGGUGGCUGAUCCCGCAGGUGAAGAAGCCAGAUGUGUAGGUCCUGGGCUGGUAUUGUUACAUGUGGUCUGCGGUUGUGAGGCUGGUUGGACGUACUACCAAAUUCUCUAAAACAAUGUAGUAGAGAAAUGAACAUUUAAUUCUCUGGCAACAGCUCUGGUGGACAAUCCUGCAGUCAGCAUGCCAAUAGCAGGCUCCCUCCCUGACAAAACUGCACAUUUUAUAGUGGCCUUUUAUUGUCCCCCAACAGAAGUUGCACCUGUGUAAUGAUCAUGCUGUUUCUUGAUAUGCCACACCUGUCAGGUGUAUGGAUUAUCUUAGCAAAAGAGAAAUGCUCACUAACAGGGAUGCUAAGAAAUUUGUUAAAAUUUUUUGGGGGAAUUAAGCUUUUUGUGCGUAACAUUUCUGGGAUCUUUUAUUUCAGCUCAUGAAACAUGGGACCGACGCUUUACAUGUUUAAUUUAUAUUUUUGUUCAGUGUACUUUUAUUAUUACGUGUAAUACUUUUCUAUUAUUUCUCUAUUUUAAGCACUUCACUGUUAGUCUACACCUGUUGUUUAUGAAGCAUGUGAUGAAUAACAUUUGAUACAUAUCCAGGUGCUCUAGAUUCACUUACUCACGCCAUCUCACCUCACACUGGUCUUAUCCCCACCUUCUCUACCAACUGUAUAUCUUUUUGCCAGAUGUCUAUUUGAUGGCUGCGGAACUCAUAGUCAUAGCUCAUCAUUAGAAAGGUGCAAGUAUUUUAGUCUAGGCUGGAACAAAAGGGGAGACGUAACCUCAGUUCGUAAAUGUGUCGUCAGCUUGCAGGUAUAAUGGGUUAAUGCGGCCAUGAUCUCUUCACUGUGACCCUUUGGGCCUCUAAUCCUCCCCUCAUUAUGUCCCUUGUCCACCUUCCCCCUCCUCUCUUCCCUCCAUCUUUCCCUCCGUCUGUGCAGGUAUCUGCUGCCAGUGACCUCCCAGUUCAUCAUGAAGUGGCCUUCGUCCAGCUUCGGCCAUGUCUCCUCGGCCAUGCCGCGCUCACGCAGCCUGUUCACCACCCGGAUGGGUCAGUUCUGA
This is a messenger RNA of Coregonus sp. 'balchen', 62540 nucleotides long. The record is from the annotation of a GenBank genome assembly. NCBI's taxonomy places the organism in Eukaryota, Metazoa, Chordata, Actinopteri, Salmoniformes, Salmonidae.